Molecule: messenger RNA, 49421 nt
Organism: Pelobates cultripes (western spadefoot toad)
Lineage: Eukaryota; Metazoa; Chordata; Amphibia; Anura; Pelobatidae
Source: the annotation of a GenBank genome assembly
GUUAUUAUUAAUUUAGAUUUAUAGGAAGGACGCUUCAUUCAUAGCACUUAAUGGAUAAAUGUAUAGUCUUAGCAGCUGACGUGUGGUAGUCUAUGGAGGUUAAUGCAGUCCCAGGAUUUUGCUGGUUAGUCAUCAGACUAAUAUUUAUUUUAACCCUGAGUCCUCCCACUUUUGCCUCAUGGAGACACAACUGAUAGGCAGCUAUAUUGAGAAAGAGGAAGCUGUACAGUAGCCUGAGGCAGUGUGUGAGAAGAGGGUGUCUUCUGCCUGCUCUGUGUUUGUGGAAAUCCGGAUUGGGGGGCGGUGUAAGGUAAGAUUUUACUGCUGCUGUGGAUAUAAGAAGUGUUUCAUGCCCCGGAUGGAGAUUCAUGCUGCCUCUAUCUAUUGGACUGCUGCUGGCUGCCAUUGGAGAGGGGGUGAGGAGAUAGCAGACAACCUGCGUAGGGCUUUAAUUCAGUAGAAAUACACUGAUUGCUUUGCACCCCACUUAUCUAUGUGUUUUGGUUUAUAAGGCAGCAUCCUGAUCAGCACUGAUGGUUACCUUUAAGUUCUGUUCAGUACAGAUCUGUAGAACAAUUAUACGAGGUUGCAAAAAAGUAAUUAUCCUACAUUUUAUUUCUGGUGAGUUCACGUUUUCAUUUUAAAUUAUUGUCAUUGGGGCAAAGUUCUUAAAGUGGAUCAGUCAGUAGGAGCAUGGGGUUUUAAUGUAGCAUUCUUGGUGAUACAUAGUAUAUUAUAGUAUAUAUCUGUUUCCAUGGUGACUGCUCCACCGUUAGUACUUUUCCCCACACGUAUCCCUUAUUGAUAAUACUUUUUGUUCUAAAUCCGUUGCAAACUAUAAGAUAUGUGUAGAAUGUUUGUGCCUUGCCGUUGGUGACCGUUUGUGGUUGCUUAGGUUUGACAGUCAUUUUAUAAACAAUGAUGUAAAGUAUCAAAUGACCUUUGUACCUUCAUACAACACCUUUUAGGGUACACCAGAGCAGCCAGGAAGGGCAGUGUUUGUUUUAAGUCAGUCAAAUACGAGCACAGUUUGGCAAUCUGGGAAUGUGUUUUUAAAAUAUAUUUUUUGUUUCUGUUCCAUUCUGGCCAAUUUUAAAAACAUGUAUUUUCUUGUAUAUUCUAUCUAAUAAUCAUCACUGACAAACUUAUAAAAGCAAGCAAUGUGUGUUGGAACAAUGUCAGUUUGGAGAGUGGAGUUACAGCUGGGAAAAUUCUAGAAAACUACUUUUGGAUGACAGGAAAAAGCUAACUGACCCCUUUUCUCAGUCACUGGUAGUUUUUAAUUGGUUUCUCACAUACAUAUUGCAUUGUGUUCAUAAGUAUUGUAUUCAUAAGGUGUGUACAAAUGUAGUAAAAUCCCACAUUUUGUUUUCAGCUAUGUCAGUUAUAUUUAGCUGUAAUUCCAUAGUAUUCACCUUAUGACUCCUUACAUGACUCCAUAAAUCUAUUCCAUAAUGUGUACCAAAUGUUAAUAGUUUGCUCUCAUUUGGAUUCUACUUAAUCCUGACAAUAAAAUGCUUCCUACAGUUUAGUAAUGCUACAUAAUGUUUAAGGGGUUUAAAAUACUUUUAUAAAACAACACAGCUCUAAGGAUUCAAUCAUCAAAUGUGAUCUGGAGUUUGAGUGCCAAGUAGUGCUGUACGCUAAUUGCUUUUGUCCUUCUCUAGUUAUUCUGUUUGUGCCGUGAUACCAUCAGAUUAAGGUCCCUAAAUGUGUCAAAAUAUUUUAAAAGUGGUUUCAUGAAAACUGGGGUUUUCCCACCGCCUAAGCCGCUGCUUUUGCUUGCCGUUUUCAGAACUUGACUUCUACAUAAGCACAUCCAACCUUAUAGGUCAAUGGCAGGCUGAGAGUGCUGGGCUUCUACAAAACAGUUGGACACAAACUGAGAAUGCAUUGCACUACACUAACAAUGGUGAAAUUUAGGGCACCAGUUUUAAAGAAAGAUACUGCAGAACUAGAAAAAGUGCUGUCAGGCUACGAAAUUAAUAAGGGAAUGGAAAAUAUUAGGUCAUGAAGAAACACUAGAAAAUCUACAUUUGUUUUCUUCAGAAAAAAAGACCUCUCAUAGGGAAUGUGAUAGCACUGUACAAAUAUACACUGGGUCAGUACAGACAGGAAUACAGAACAGACAAGAGGCCACGCAUUGAGACUGGAAGAAAGGUGUUUUCGAUUACGGCAGAGGAAGGGAUUCUCUGAUUUUGUUCUCUGAUGUCCCAAAUCUAGGGUUUGCAGGGAACUAAUCUCAAUCAGCGUAGUGCGCUGCCCUUAUCUGCCCUGUCCACCUCCAGCAUCAGCGUAUAUGAGGGCGCCUAAGGAGAGAUACUACGUUGGAAAUUUACAGCAGCUGUUGACAAGGACACUCCGAGCACCAUAACCACAGUCAGGCUUAGUUCAGUGCUGGGGCUUAUGUCUGAAGAGGACACCAGGUAAAUUGUCAAAUCAAUUUUAAAUGGAUUGACUGCUUACACUGGGAGUGCGCCAGGGCACUCUUGGCACCAUAACCACUAGUUUCUUUUAAGCAAAAUAUAAAAUAUUUCUGUAAUUACCUCAAAACAUGUACAAAAUUAUCUUAUGUUUUACUUUGGUUUUAGGAGGUUCUUGUCUGUUCUAUUAGAAAUGUAAUAUUACACUCCGUACCAAUUCCACGUAUCUCCAUUGUAAAAAAUAGACGUGUUGUAUAAUUGAACUCUGGCAAUGGUUUACUAGUUCAUUUUGGUAUUACAAGAAGGUGUGGUGUUUUCAGUAGUUACACAUGAUUAGGAUUUGAAUGGUGUGUUUACAGAAGAUGUUUGAAUUGAUAACUGGCAUAAUUAUGACCUAAUAAACCCGUCCAAUAUACCUAGAUUGGAUAACUGUUUUUUUAAUAGUGGAAAAGCCUAUCUAUAGCCUGUUGUUGUUGGACUGCAACAUAUAUCACUCUCAGCAAAUAUGGCAUUUGUUGUACAUCUUUAUUGAAUCAAAUUGCAAUUGUUUAAACAGUUUGAAUUGCAAAUGCCAUCACCCUGCAGAUCUCCUUUGGUAAUAGCAUGAGUUAUAGUUUUUAAAAGGUCACUGGCAGUAAAUGAUUGUUAAAAUUAAAUGUGUUCCUUACGGUGGUUAUUUUUAGGUCAGGCUUCAUAGGUGACGUCACCCUGAUGAAGUGAUGAGGGAACUUUACCACACAGGUUGCUUUUGCCAGGAACCUGCUAAACACCCUCCCCAUCGGAAUCACUCUGCAUGCAAAGUUAAGGCGGCCAAUGAGAGAUUGUAGGGUAGCAGCAUAACCUUCUUUGCCUUUCGAACCUCCUCCACAGUCUGAAGGAGCGCCAGGAGUUUAUCCUGCGGCAACCUACAUUUGCCCUUAUGCGAAUCAAUCUCUAAACCUAAAAAACUAAGGCAAGUGGCUGGUUCUACUGUUUUUUUCUUCCGCCAGUGGGACACCAAACAGCCUGGUUAACCAUUCCAAUGUUCGCAGCAACAGAUGGCAAGCGUCGGAACCUGCGGGGUUGAUACAAAGAAAGUCCUCCAAAUAAUGUACAACAAACCUGUUAGCAGGAGCCUCCUCCCUAACCACCAAUUCAAGAAAUGUACUGAAUUUCUCAAAAUAUGUACAUGAGAUGAAGCAUCUCAUUGGCAAGCAUAAGUCAAUUAAAUAUUGGCCAUCUAAAAAAAACAGCCUAAGAGAUGGUGGCACUCUGGAUGAAUCGGCAAUAACCUAAAGGCAGAUUCCACAUCAGCCUUUGCCAUAAGUGCCUUGUUUCCUGCUUUCUGAACCAAGUCGACGGCGUGGUUGAACGAGGCAUAGGUUACUGAGCAUAGAUUCCCAUUGAUGUCAUCAUUAACUGAUGAACUUUUGGGGUAUGACAGACGGUGAAUCAGCCGGGAAUUACUGGCCUCCUUUUUAGGAACAACACCUAACUGCGAAAUCCUAAGAUCAGGGAUGGGGGGGGACGGUAAAUAGCCCCACCAUCCUGUCUAACUGAACCUCCUUGUCCAAUUUUUGGCAACUAUGUUUGGGUAUUCUGCGACCGAUUUUUAAGUUGUGGAAACGACGCACAACCUCCCUAUUUUAAAAUGGAAUGAAAAAACGUUGUAAAACCAUCACCAAAUAGUAUAGCGUCUUUCUGGUUAGCGUAACGGUUUAGCCAAAGUAACAUCACGCUUACCUCCAUGGAAGCGGAUGCAACUGUGUGCACUGAUGUGUUUCCGGUGGGGAAAGGCUUUCCUCGCUUGAAACAUCUGUUGUAACCAUGUGUUCCUCCGCAACCAGUGCAUUCAUGCUUGAACUUACAUGUGGCUCCCCACUUACAAUGGCCUUCAUUAAAGAGCCAGCAAAAUCCUGUUUUAUGGGAGGCAAAUGAGGUGUUGGAUAUAACCCCGCCGGCCCCUGCAUGAAAGGGGCGACGGCUUCUGGUCCAUCAUCAGUUUUAUGCAAAGAGGCAUAUGCAUCUGGUCCCACCGCAUACCUGGAUUUGAUGAUAAACACUGCCUAAAUUGCUCAUCAUAUUUCCACCAAGCUGACCCACCAUAGGUACGAUAUGCUUCCCAAAUUCCAUCCAUGUAACAGAAUAACUGUGUGAACUUCUCAGGGUUGUUUUUCCCCCUAUGAUGCCGGCAAGUAUGCCAAAAGCUUGAAGCCAAUUACUGAAAGACUUCGGUAUCUUCUGAUACCUUUGUCUCUUCUCUUCCUUUUUGGAGUCCUUUUUAUCUUCGUCUCUUAUAUCUAUAUACUUGUCUAGUGGGAGAAGCAAAAAUUUCUCAACAUCUUCCUCUCACCAAAUCUUCUCUCUUAUAUGGGGCUUAAUAUGACAACCCACUGGGCCUGCAAAUGAAACAUGUGCAUUCUUCCUAGCUGUAUCUGGAACACAGCCUGUCAAUUCCAUCCGCAUCUUAAUUCUGCAUACUGCAGGACAGUGGUUUUUAAAAGCUGUGCACCAAUCUGUUUAAUUCAUAAGCAUCUAGAGCAGAGGUUCUUAACCCAGUCCUCACGCACCCCUGAACUGUCCAGAAUUUAGGGAUUACCCUGCUGUGUCUAAUGUGUUUUUAGGGGGAGGAACAAACACUUUAGUCACAACAGGGUAAUCCCUAAAUCCUGGACUGGUAAGGGGUCCUUGAGGACUGGGUUAAGAACCCCUGCUCUAGAUGCUUAUAAGUUAAACAAAUUGGUGCACAACUUUUAAAAACCAUUGUCCUGCAGUAUGCAGAAUUAAGAUGCUAUAACAUACAGUGUGUAAUACCAGGCUCUAAAGAUGAAGUGCAGCUAGUGCUACUGUGGAAUGAAUCAUAAACCCUUCCGAUCUUAAGAUAAGUACAAAAAAUAGGUAGUGGACAGCACAAACAUUACAUAAUCUAUAUUAAAAAAAUCGAUGCAUAUAAAAGCCCACUAUGUGAGGUAUAUACAAUUGUGUAUCAGACACCACUUAUAUAAAUGUGCUGAGUGGUAAAGAAAUAUAAAAGAACUAUACCAUAAACAGGUUUCAAUGUGCCACAGCAUUAGGAAGAGAAACAAUCUGUCAUAGGGCAACCCAAUAAUGAACCAUAAUAAAAUAGAUCUAAUAAGUAUCACACUCACAUUUCCUUGAGCCUGUUAAUAGUAACUGGCUCAGGUAGUAUAGCCUUGGUGUGACACAAUCCUUUUACUGGAUAGGAUGAAUAUCUUGAUCUCCAAUAGUUACAUAAAACACAAGAAAGGCAAGCCCAGUUAAAAUAGCGCAAAAUAAAAUGUAUUAUAACACACAUAAAAACCUUACAUCAAGGUAACUGGAAUGCCACAGACCAACAUAUAUAGAAAAACACGUUUCAAUAUUCCAGUCAAUGAGCGAUGUUGUUUGAUUUUCGUGGUAAUUUUGUGUGUUUUUGGAGGUAGCAGUUGGAGCUCCACAUAAACAUGUCUUGUUAGGUGCUCAGCUCUUUCUUUUAUAAUAUUUACAUCCCCCCCAUAGAAGCACCUGUUUAAACUGCUUGGUUUUGGUUAUGCAUGGUAUUUAAACAAUAUUAGGUUUACAGGUAUUUAUGUAUGAUUAUUCUUAUUCUCAGAGGGAACACAAUGGAGAAUAAAGAAAUAUUUCAUGAAAAUUAUAAUUCUGGACAGGAACAAGUGGCCACCUCGGAGAGUCAGCCAUCUGAUGUGAGCAGCACUGGGAACAUUGUUAAGGUAAAUGUCUAACUAAUUAUAAGCUGCAGUAAAGCAUUCACCAUGUUCAAUGAUUUUAAUAACCAGAAUAGUGUAACCCUACUAGGUGCUAGAUCUGCAACUUUUGCAAAGCAAGGUUUCCUGUGUCUCCAAAGAAAACAUGUUCUUUUAAUCUUUUUACCUUAAGCGGUGUGGGGAGGAAUGUCUGGUUGCUACACAAGGCAAGGUAAUCAGGAUAAAAGAAGCAACACGGCCCUCUAGCAAUCCUGCUUGCUGUCUAUUUUUAAAUAAAUCUUUCUUUGUUUUACUGCUUUUAAAUUUUAUUCAGUAAGGUGAGAAUUGUCUGGAAUUUACAGUGAAUUUCAAAUUUAAAGCCAAGGUAGCUGAACUAGAAACUUAAUUGACUUUUUCUUGUCCCUUGUAACUUACCUGAAGUGUGAUUUAUAUUCCUAAUCUUGUCUUCCUUAUCUUUAUUGAUGUUUCAUUAAUACUUAAAGGACCACUAUAGCCUGAUUUCCCAUAAAACAAAAAUCAGUGUCUAGUAGAUAUAACUUCAGUGAAUACAGGCAUGCCUUUUUAAUGCAUAUAUUUAUUGGGGUUAUAUCUUUAAAUGAGCAUGUCAAACUCAAAGGCUAACACUGGACAAAGAACAAGAUUUAAGUUUAUGUGAGUCGCAAAAAAAACAAAAACUUCAGUUUUCAUAGGAACAUAGGUUUAUAUAGAAAAGUACGGUAUAAAAUAAGUUGCCUAACUGACACUGGAUGUCCUCAUGCUCGCUUCAAAGUAAAGAAAAGAGCAAAUUUAUUUUAAGGAGACGUGCAUUUGCAUAUAACCAAUGUUUCAGUCCAACUACCUUGACAUAUUAACCCCUUAAGGACCGAGGACGGUUCAGGACCGUCAUCGGCAUUUUUGCCUUGCCGACCGAUGACGGUCCUGAACCGUCCAAACGGUCUGGGGGUACUUACCUGAUCGCCGUCGUUCCCCCGGCGGCGAUCAGUGUUCCUCCGGUUUUGGGGAGACUGCCUGCAGCCCAGACAGUCUCCCCACGGCAGAUUAGGACCCCUGUGGCCAUGUGAUCGCUUAACACAGCGAUCACAUGGUCACAAUAGGUGUCCAUAGUGCUGCCUGCAGGGGGACUGCCUGUGCUGACAGGCAGUCUCCCUGCAACUGUAAAAUCAGAAAAAAAAUUAAAGUUAAUGGUAAUAAAAAAAAUAAUAAUAAUUAUAUAUGUAUAAAUAUGAUAUAUAGACAUAUAUUAUAUCUAUAUAAUAUGUCUAUAUAUCAUAUAUAUAAUGCCAUACUAAGUGUAUUUUUAUAUUAAUAUGUACUUAUAUUAAUAUAAAAAUACACUUAUAAUUAAAUUACACACGUAUAUAUAUAAUAUAUAUAAUAACUAUAUAUAUUGUAUAUAUAUAUUAUUAUAAAAUAUAAAUAAUAAGUAAUUUAAAUUAAAUAAAAUUUUUUUUAAAUAAUAAUAAAAAAUUUAAAAAAAAUUAUAUAGCUAUAUGAAAUUUUAUUCUAACUGUAUUUUAAAAUUAAUAUAUAUAUAUUUAUAUCAAAAUACACUUAGAAUGAAUUUGUAUAUAUAUCUAUGUAUAUAAAAAUAAAUAAAAAUAAUAAGAAAUAUACAUACAUCCAUAUACAAAAUUACAUAAAUAAUUAUAUAAAUAUACACGUAGACUUCAAAUAUAUAAAUAUGCAUAUAUAUUUAAAUUCUACGUGCGUAUUUAUGUAAUAUUUUUACAUAAUUCAGUAAUUUUAUUGAUUGCAAUUUGAGGGACCUGCCUGCCAACCCAGGCCGAAAUUCCAGAGAAUUUAAUUUGUUAGCACUGUAUUUUACCCUGUAACGUUCUACGACACCCUAAAACCUGUACAUGGGGGGUACUGUUUUACUCGGGAGACUUCGCUGAACACAAAUAUUAGUGAUUCACAACAGUAAAACAUAUCACAGCGAUGAUAUUGUCAGUGAAAGUUACUUUUUUUGCAUUUUUCACACACAAACAGCACUUUUACUGAUGAUAUAAUUGUUGUGAUACGUUUUCCAGUUUUUAAACACUAAUAUUUGUGUUCAGCAAAGUCUCCUGAGUAAAACAGUACCCCCCAUGUACAGGUUUUAUAGCAUUUUUGAAAGUUACAAGGUCAAAUAUAUGGGUCAAAUAUUUUAACAUUGAAAAUGGCCAGGUUGGUUACGUUGCCUUUGAGAGCGUAUGGUAGCCCAGGAAUGAGAAUUACCCCCAUGAUGGCAUACCAUUUGCAAAAGAAGACAACCCAAGGUAUUGCAAAUGGGGUAUGUCCAGUCUUUUUUAGUAACCACUUGGUCACAAACACUGGCCAAAAUUAGCGUUCAAUUUAGUUUUUUUACUUUUUUCACACACAAACAAAUAUGAAUGCUUACUUUGGCCAGUGUUUUCGACUAAGUGGCUACUAAAAAAGACUGGACAUACCCCAUAUUGAAUACCCUGGGUUGUCUACUUUAAAAAAAAUAUGUACAUGUGGGGUGUUAUUCAGAGAUUUAUGACAGAUAAUAGUGUUACAAUGUCACUAUUGAUAAAUUUUUAAAAUGUAUGUUUUUAAACCGCAAUAUCCUACUUGUACCUAUAGCCCUAUAACAUGCAAAAAAAAGCACGUAAACACUAGGUAUUUUUAAACUCAGGACAAAAUUUUGAAUCUAUUUAGCAGUUUUUUCAUUCGCUUUUGUAGAUGAGUAAAAGAUUUUUCAAGUAAAAGUCAAAAAACAUGUAUUUUUUUCAAUUUUUCAUCAGAUUUUUGUAUUUUUUUUAAAUUAAAAUACAUGAGAUUAUAUAAAUAAUGGUAUGUAAAGAAAGCCCAUUUUGUCCUGAAAAAAACAAUAUAUAAUUUGUAUGGGAACAGUAAAUGAGAAAGCGGAAAAUUACAGCCAAACACAAACACCACAAAAGUGUAAAAAUAUUCCUGGUCGCAAAUGUACAACAUCGCAAAAACAGUCCAGUCCUUAAGGGGUUAAGAAAAGUUUGGUAAUAGGACUGAAAUGGUGAAUGUAUGCUGUUGCACAGCUGUAAAAAAACAAAUGACGUUAUCUUGUUGAUUUUGAUGUCCUAUGAGUGUGUUCUUCACUUUGGCUGAGCUCAUCAAACUUGAUGAUCUCAGCCAAUCCAAUAUAGGAAAGCAUUGAGAGGCUAUUGUGCAUGUGUGGCAAAACGCUACACGGCCAAUGAGCAUCUCCUUGGGGAGCGUUCAGCGUCCAUGCAGACCCAAUACACUGCCUUCAAAUCCAAUACACUGGCCCUUAAUAUAAUACACUUCUCCUUCUCACUCCACUCAAAUUGAAUACGCUGCCCACCCCCCUGCCCCGCAAUUUAAUACACUGCCUCCUCUCCCCCAAUAUAAUACACUGCUCCUCUUCCCCUAACUUAAGAUGAGCCAGCCGUCCUCCAGUUCCAGCCCUGCUGUUCUCUAAUGAAGCAGGCCAGAUGCUCCUCUGGCUCUGCGAGCAGGAGGGAAGGGGGAGUGGCCGGCCUGCUCUGCAGACAGAGAGCCACUCUGCAUACUGUAGCGCAGCCGCCGGAUAUGACUUCACAUGCUGUAUGCGCAUAUCUGGUGGCCGGCGUGGACUAAUGCUUAGCGCUCUUGCAGCUGUCGCAGCACGCGAUCGGCCAUGGUAGGGCAGAUGGAAACAGACAAGAAAGAUCUUUCCUGUCUUGUGGCUGGUCAUAGCCACAGCACAAUGCAGCCCUGGGCAGGAGGGCUGAAAAGAUAGUCAUUAUGGCCCACAUGCGGCCCAUGGGCCGCAAGUUUGACAUGCUUGUCUUAAAAGAACUAGAAAAUGUUGCAGUUCUUAGGAACUGCAUCCUUUGCAAGUACUCCCUUAUUUUCUAAUAAACCUAUCAGAGAAGUCCCUAAAUCUGUUUGCGCAGGCGUGUGUGCACACGUCUGAUCUGAAUGUCUGUGCAGACUUCAGGGGAGCACACAGAAGGAGAAAGCAAACCUCCCUGUCUGUCUAUUUCAUAGAUGGGGAUGUUCCAUAAAUUAAUUAUAGAAGUGCUGAUUUCUUAUAGAAAUCAACACUUUCAUAAAAUGGGCAUUAGGUAGGAUACCCCUUAACUUUAAAGCUGAAGUGCUUGGUGUGGAGCAGUCCUUUAGCUGUCAUUUAUUAUGUUCAUGGUUCUGAUACUCUUUGUAACUUAAAUCUUUAAUUUUGUAUUAUCUAUUGGAAAUGUUUACAAAAUAUUAUUUGGGAAAAAAUGUGCUACCCUGCCCUCUUGUUAUGGCAGGACUGCUUACCUAUCAUCCCAGGGUCUGCUCACUGCUGUCUCUGCUAUUGUAAGGUCAUCUCAAAAGUACAGAAAUUAAUAUGGGCAGAUGAGCAUCCUUUGAUGUUGCAGCUGUGAUUUUGUCCACCGUUCUUUCUUUUGUUAAAGUGGAUAAUAACUCCAGUACUAAAGUUUUCCUGUCUUAGUACUUCGCUACCAUUCUGAUGAUGUCAAGGGAUUGGGUGAUAGUCAUCAAAUGUACUGCUAAAAAGACUUUACACCACCUGUUUAAUUAAUAAUGUGUUGUAACACAUGAUCAGGGACUUUAUAGAUAAGAAAAACAUUUUUUUUUUUAUUUCUUUUUAAGCAUGACUAGACAAAUGUUUUCUAAAAAAUGUCUCCUACACGCCAUAAAACAACAAAGUGGUCAAAAUUCUAAUGUGAUGUAAUUAACUUUACUUGAUAGACAUCAAUUCUGUUCUUCAAUUCUUUAUUAUUAAUGCAAAAGUAUUUCAUAUAUUGUUUAUUUCCUAGGAUGGGGCUUUUGUAAAUCCCAAAGUGCAAGAUGGAAAUUUCCCUACAGAAGAAAGUGCACUAUUAAACAGUGGGCAGCAGUCAGCAGAGGUCAGAGCGGAGUCCACCAUGUGCAUGAAGAUGAAGAAGCUAUUUGCCUGCCCCCCCCAAGGACCUCUAUCCCUCAUAAUCACCAAUGGUACAACUACUCUACUGUAGCUAUUAAGGGGUCAGAAAUGCCACACAUUGUGAGGACAGAUAUGUAUGGGUAUAUAAAAGUUUUGGGAUGUGUGACUAGGACUGUAUAUAUAAAGUGAUUUAACUCCUCAAUUGCAGAGAAUUGAGCAGCGAGACUGCAGGGGCAUGAUCUAUACACCAAAACUGCUUCAUUAAACAAAAGUUGUUUUGGUACUUAGACUAUCUCUUUAAUGGCUUAAAGGUAGCUGACAAUCUGUAUGUAAGUGUCUAUCUCAAAGCUAUAAAAACCUUUACCAAAUGCUGCAUUGCCUGCUCAUGAUGUUCAGACCGGACAUUGUUUGAUCAGAAAAAUGUGAUGACUCUCAGUGACUGCUAAUUCACUGCUAGGCUGACGUUGAUCCUAUUAUGUAGUACUGAAAAACUAUAUUCAUACUCUGAUCUCAAGUCAUGUGAUUACCUUUCAGUUACCAUGAUAGCCCUUGUUUGGUGUGUCAUUUGGUCUAUAACCGGUGCGGAAUGUCUUCCUGGAGGAAACCUGUUUGGAAUUUUAGCUCUAUUUUUCUGCGCAUUCUUCGGGGGGAAACUUGUUGGUCUCAUUAAGCUGCCAACUCUUCCUCCAAUGCCUCCACUCCUUGGUAAGUUGAAUAUUAAUAAUAAAAAAAUUAUAUAAAUAUUUAGUAAAGUGGGAAUUCAAAUGCAUUAGUGCAUCUCUAUGGAGAAUGUUCAGUAUCUCCAUGCAGAGUGUGCAGCACUGGACUAGAAAGCACCUCCAGUGGCCAUUUGAGUGUUAUUAGCCUGCAAUGUAUAUACUGUCUUUUCAAUGUUAAAGCAGCGUUUACAGUGCUCAGCCUGUAGGGACAGGCUAUAGACAUCAGAACCACCACAUUAAGCUGUUGUGGUUCUGGUUACAAUACUGUACCUUUAAGGCCAAAAUUGCUGAACUGGAAGCAUUCUCUAAAUCAUCUAUGCUUACACUUUUGCUACUCUGACCUUAAAGAAACACUAUAGUGUUAGGAAUACAAAGCUGGAAUCUCUGCUAGUACAGCUAGUGCGACUGUACUGGGGCCCACACACUGUCAGGGCGCAUUGGGUGGUCCAUGCACUUAGGGACAGCCGAUGGGUAUCACUAAACAGGGGCCUGGUCAGGUGCAGCGUCCCUCUAAGAGCGCUGUGAUAUCUACCAGCUUGGAGGAAGUGACAGAUGAUCACUUCCUCCAAGCUUCAAACAGAACGCUCCAUGCUGGGGGUAGAAGGCAGCAGCAGGCAGAGAGACCCAUAUCAUCCUCAGCAACCCCAAAAAGUCACCCUGCAGAUAAAAGGUAUCCAACAGGAGGGUGGCUACAUAAAAAAUACGAUCAGUGUGUGUGUGUGUGUAAUUAUGUUUGUAUUUCUGUGUAUCACGGUGUGUGUAUGUGUCACUGUGUGUAUCUGCGUGUGUGUGUGUAUAUAUGGCAGGGUGUGUAUUUGUGUGGCAGUGUGUAUGUAUAUGUGUCACUGUGUUUUAAAGUGUAUGCAUGCGUGCAUGUGUCCAGGUAUGUGUAUCUUUGUGUGUGUGUGUGUGUGUGUGUGUGUGUGUGUGUGUACAUAUAUAUAUAUAUAUAUAUAUAUAUAUAUAUAUAUAUAUAUAUAUAUAUAUAUAUAUAUAUAUAUAUGUACACACACACACACACGUAUGUAGGAAUGUGCAUACAUCUCAGCAAUCAAACACAAUCACAUCUAAACACACCCUUGCAAACACAAAUAUUACAUACAAACACACUUCUGCAUGCAAAUACAAACACCCCUUGUAUUAAAACGAUAAAAGUAUAUACAAACCGCAACUCUACACACAAAAGCACACCUGCAUUUAAAAGCAAACAUUACAUACAAACAUACCCAUGUAUUCAAACGCAAAUACAAUACACAACUACACGACUGCAUUCUAAUAGCAACAGUACGUACUAAUAGACCCCUAUAUGCACACACAAAGUUUAAACAGAAACACGCUUACAUUGAAAUGCACAAACAUUGCACACAAAUGCAACCCUGCAAGGAUGGGCAAAUGGCAGAUUCCCAAGCAUCUUUGGAUUUGCACAACAGAUAUUUUUUCAUAAUUUUUCCACUGGACAGGGGCCCAAAAUUUCUUGCACCAGUACCUUUUAACAUUAGUUCCGACACUUCCUAUAGUGUUUUUUAAAUUCACUUAAAAUUCUCACUUUAGUAAACAACACUUUUCGGCAAGUUAUUAGUUCUUAACUGCUAUUCUUAAACUAAAUAAUAGUAUUAGAGUACUGUUUAUUUGAGAAAAUACAAGAACAUAUAACCAAAUGACAUGUGCUUUAUUCUCCAGAAGCAAUAUUUUUGGAAGCUGCUUCUGUUGCUUUGGUACUUUGUUGCUUUCUCAGUCCACUGAACAGUGUUUGUGCUACAGAGUACAGCAUCCCCAGUGCCCCAGUCUCCAGACUUGAUUUAGAGCCCAAUCCACAUAUUUACCUCUGUUAUGGGUAAGGAUUAAAAUGUAUGGUUAAGCUAGUGGUUGCAGUUGAGUUUCUACAUUUAAAAUGUUGUGGAGUAUGAGUUAAAUGCCCAUAUUUGGGUUAGGAUAGUAUACAUAAUGUUAUCCAGUGCCUAAAUUUGUGUUGGAAACACCCAGAUACAUAGUUGCCAGAGCAGGAGACUGUUUUGAACUGUACCCAGUGUCGAUGUAUGGAUUAGAGUGUUAACCGCCUGUAUUUGCUUUCUUAAAAUAGUUAGAUUACAUUUGUGUACCUCGUUUAAGUGAGCUAUAAAGACACUAUGCCCUAAUUAGUGCAGACCCGUUACAAACCAGACAUUAUCUUUGUGCAUUUAUGGUGCUUCUUAAUUUUACAUAUGCAGAUGAUUUUCUUUUCUUUCAUUGAAAAUAUUCAAAACUGUUUAAUGCAAAAUAUUGUGAAAAGAAAAUGAGGAAAAUAGUGUAAUAAAUUAUAAGGGUAUUUCGCCUACGUGACAAAACGUUGCGCUGCAACAAUCAGCAUCUCUUCGUUGAAUCAAUGCAUCUCUAUGGGGAGUAUUCAGCACCUCCACGCAGGGUGUUGCGAUCCUGAUAGGUGCUGCACUGACUCAUGAAGCACAUAUAGUGGCCAUCUGAGUGACUGCACCUAGAGGUGUUUCAAGCCAGCAAUGUAAAAGUGUUUACAGGGUUUUUUUUGUUUUGUUUUUUUAGAAAUGCUGCAGGGUAAGCUUUUAUGCUCCAAAAUCAUUUCAUUGAGAUGAAGUAAUUUUGGUGCUUAGACUGUCCUUGUGUUUUCCUGCCUCUUCAUUGGACCAUGGAUCUUCUUUACUCAUCGGGUCAUGUAACUAUUUUUGUUCACAAAGCACCUGUAUGUCCUAUUCAUGUGAACCCUCAUUGUCAUAAAUUCAGUUUUCCAGCGAUUAAGAUGUUCAUUGAGACUUAUAAUGGAUAAAUAGUAUGUAUAUCUUUAUACUCUGGAGAGUAAUUCGUAUAAUGUGUGAGUGUUUUUUUUGUUGUUUUUUUUUUACUUUCAGGGAUGCUCUUAGCUGGUUUUCUCAUAAGAAAUAUACCUUGGGUCACUGACCUUGUGCAGAUUAAGUAUAAAUGGUCUGCUGCUUUGAGGAACAUUGCUUUAGCCAUCAUCCUGAUACGAGCUGGACUUGGACUGGACCCCAUGGUAAGAGACACCUUAUUUAGUACUUAAAGAUACGUGCAUCACUUGACAAUUAUGUUUUUAAAUCAGCAAGCAAACACAAAUAUACACCAAAAUAAAACAUGAAAAAGUUUGAAAAGUAUAUAAUACUUGUUUAUAAACUUACAAUAAACUUGGUCAGAUUGCAUUAUUGGACACACCUCUCAGCUGGAGUAAUGUCUUCCGCCCUCCCCCCACCCAACCACAACCUAUCUCUGUUUUAAACCAAUACGCUAAUGACAGAAAUGGGGCAUCAUUGUGCAAACAGGAGAGAGAAACCUGACACUGGAGACUGCUCUGCAUGAUAAGACUCUCUUCUCUUCUCCCAUCAGGAUGUUGCACAUAUGUAAAUCUGUCAGACAAACCAAAAGCUUUUUUGCAGCAUUCCGAGGCAUAAAAAAAAACUGAUUAGUUAGUUCAGUGUUCUCCCUGGAGUGGGUGUGGAAAGUAUAAGAAAGAAGAAACAUGUAAAUAUGAAAAAAAAAUCAGUAUUUUCAAAGUUUAAUUUUUUCAUUUUUUAAAAUUGCACAAAUUUGUAAAUUGUGAAAAAACCCUGUCUGGCCCCCUUUAACAAAACCCCUCUCCUGCCCGCCGUUCUACAAAACACAUGUCCUGCCCCCAUUCUACAAAAUCCCUGCACCCCCCUGUGACAGACCCAUAUGUCUUUAAAAUACUUUUAUUCCUCCUUGGUUCGUCUGUUUGUUCGGUUAAAUGCCUGUCCGUACACCCCGUUCGUUUAUUUCCUUAACUACCGAAUGAACUGCUGAAUAGCCGGCCACCCAGCAUGGAAGUGUGCUGCUGGUUAACCUCUUGGCCUCAACAGAACGUUGUGGUUAACCACAAACACGUUCUAAUUGAUAAGGGUAGGCUGGGUGGUCGUCAUUUGUGUGCCGAACACGAGGCGGCGGCCACCUUGGACAUACGAAUGCCCCCCGGUGUUCGUUGAGAAUCUUAUGGAACUAAAAACGGACACUGAAUUACACGAACACCGCUGAAGCCGCUGACCACCCCCCUUACGGUGGAUUCUGUAUACGAACGACAUCCUGUUAGGUAGUUUUAAUUCACGAAUGGACUCACCUCAGAUAGCUAUCCCAUGGCGAUUGGACUACGUGUAUGGGAUCUGAGCGCUAUUUGGUAAUAAUGUGCGCUCAGAUCCAAGCUAUCUGAGGAUAUGUUGAACCCAUAUAUUUUCUUCAGUUAUUGUAAUGUUGUUAUAUAAUUUUAUGUAUUUUCUCCACCAUGUGUAAAAUGGAGUUUGGCCUCUAUCCUGGGAGAUAAUUGAGUGACUCCCCAAUUAUCUCCAGGAUAGAGAGGAGGGUUCUGUACAGCAAAAGGUGAAUGUUUAUAGCCCAAGUGUUUCUAUUGGCUACUGUAUUAUAUUUGUCCCAGUUUUCCACCAGGUCCCCUAGGGGAGUGUCCACCUGGUGGAAUACCGCAUAAAUACCAGGCAGGUAGCCCAGAUUAAACAGAUCUCUGCUUAACCCUCAAUACGGAGCUUGGUCUCGUACUUGGGGGUAUUGGAUUCGUAUGGUUUACUCGUUCGGCUGUUUGGUUCGUGAAGGAUUUCGUAUGGUUCCUGUUCAGCUAAUUGCAGCUUUCGUGAGCUGCUUCUCUAAUCGGAAAGGGAACAUCGUCAGCGGUAUUAACCCCUCUUAUACUGGGGUGUACCGUAACACCCCCUUCCACAAAUACCCUGCUUAGCCCCCUUUAAACAAAUCUCUGUCCCCCUGUUACAAACCCCUGCACCCCCCUUCCAUUAAACUCCUGCACGUCCCCUUCCCCCAAAAAACCUGCCUCUCCUUCUAAAGCCCCCGCUUAGCCCCUUACAAUAGAAUUAAUUUUUUUACACAAUAAAAUUAGCAACAGUCCCAGGCAUAUAGUCACUCGCACACAGUCACACACACGGUUACAGGCAGACAGUCACACAAACAGUUACAGACAGUCACACACACAUACUUACAGGCAGCAUUCCCCAAUCACAGGCAGACACACACACACAGUCACAAGCAGGCACUCAUACAAAAUCACAGGCAGACAAUCUGUUACUUACAGACAGCUGCUGGUUUGGCUCCACUGCCGAUUAGCUCCGCCGCCAUUCUUUGAUGCGGCCGGUUUUGAAGUUCUGCGGCUGCCUGUGUGAGUGAGCUGUGCGACUGCCAUGCAGCCCUGGUCAUGGCACCCACUUUGUUAGUGUCCCCCCACCUCUGCUUAUCACUGCCAUUAAAAACUCUUGACUCUAGAUAAGCAUGUGCCUAUAUUCUUAGGUGUUUAUUCUGUAAACAGUAGGUUGUUAAAGUAAUUUAUAGAAGAUUUCAAAUUUAACUGGAUGUGUAAUUUCUGAUGUAAAAUAUGCAGCUUGGUUUUUUGCAGGUUUAUUUACUAAACUGUGGGUUUGAACAGAUUUUAAAUUAAUUUUAGCCGAAAGUAGCAAAACUAAAAUGAUUUUUUCUAAUUCACACUUAGCUAUUAUAGUCUUUACUCACUGUGUCCAGCUCUAGUAAUUUGUUGGUUCUACAUACGUGAUAAUAAUAGUAAAGUACCAAUCUGUUUUCUGUUUUUUUUGUUUUGUUUUUUUUUUGUGUUUUUUUUAUUUUUUAAAUUCAUUCUUCCAGGCUUUGAAGAAGCUCAAGGCAGUGUGCUUGCGUCUGUCCCUUGGUCCAUGUGCAAUUGAGGCUUGCUCGGCUGCUCUUCUUUCGCAUUUUCUCUUGGGACUGCCCAUAACAUGGGCAUUUAUGUUGGGGUAAUUAUUCAUUAUGUACUUGCUUAUCUUAUAUUUGGCAUACAGACGAAUAAUUUUUAAUUUUACUUAUAUCUGUAUACUCCAGCAAACCUAUAAUUAUAACGUCCAAAAAUGGGAUUCUUAUCUCAAACUCCUAUUAGAAUUGUUUAGGGGGGUGUUGAAAGUUGAAUUCCUAAUACUAUAGGACCCUCUGAUUUCCCCCAUCCGGCACAUGUCUUUCGACACUAUCUGAUGGGGGGGACAUAAUACGCACGCACAGGGCACACCCCGCUCGCUUUAGGCCUUCCUUUUCUCAUAAGCUGGACCUCUUCGUGCAGGAAGUAUCUCUAGUGACUCUCCGAGAGACCAUUUUUAGUGACUCUCCGAGAGACCGUUUUUACAGAUCAAUUAGCUGUAUUAAGCUGUUGUCCUUGUGCUAUCCCUUUAAUAUGUAUGGUGAUAGUUUAAUUCAAACAAUAAAUCUGUUAAAAUGAACAGAUAGUAACAGAAUGUAAUUCUUUGAUUCUUGGCAUCUGAACUUGGCAGGAAACCAUGGUAGCUUUAGACUGCUUCAAGGUUAGAUGUUUAGUCUACAAAUAGUUGCAAGAUUCAUCUAAAUGUAGUAAGAACUUGCAGGCAUGUGGCAUGGAAAAACUCUUACAAUGUUCUACUAUACACUAUUGUUACAUUAGAGUAAUAGAGACAUCUGCCCUGUGUGAGAAUAAUGUAUUAUGCAAUUAUCAUCCUAAAAAAAAAAAAAAAAAAAAAGGUAGCCAAUGGAAACUCAAUCCCUGGACUGGUGGGGGUUAUCCCGGUACUCACUGACUUGUUAAUCGUCUCUUGGGACAUAAGGCUUACAGUGUACUGUCCUCUAAUCACUACAAAAUGACUACUAAACUGCAGUGCAGACGAAUGGAGGCACCUGAUUACACACCCCAAGCUUUGGGCUACAAAGCCAUAUUCGACCAGCAAUGCAAUCAGUUUUGGGAGACCCUAGCCAAAAGUGGUACCCACUAUCGGACAAACCUCCAGGGCCCUGUGCAGCUGUCCAAGUAGCAGUGGAGAAAUCUGCCACCAUUUGUUCAUGCUCGUGAACACCCAAAUCACAAGCAGGUCGGGAAAUCCACUUUCUACUCCAUGCACUGAUCAGAAAGGGCCCACUCAAAGCCCAGUUAUCCACCAGCAGUUGAAAGAUUCCACACAUUGUGGGCAUGCUGGACUGUGGACUACAUGAUGCCAGACCAGUAAAAUGGGGGUGCCUGUGAUAUGUGGACAAUGGCACUGGUCUGCUGGCUCUUUCAUCCAACCGAGCAGGGCUUUCUGACUAUGAGCUCAAUGUCUUGCCCAAUUGCUGGUGCUGAUUGGGACCCUGACCUUCCUGUAUAGACUGGGGGUUGUAUGACAUAGCAUGAUGAUUGUAUGGUGGAAUGCCUACAUGUUUCAACCCAAUAUGCAAUAUAUGGCUUAGCCAGCUAGUACUUGUUAGGAACUCAUACUUUUAUAUGAUGUAAUCUUUGCAGCCCACACAUUUAAUGUUGUAUAUAUUGAAAAUAAUUUCUCACUAUAUUCAUGUCACUCUCAGUGGAAAAUAUAUUGGCAUUUCUUUCUGUUCUAAGCUACUUUAAGCGACUAUCCUCUCCAUAAUUCAUAAAAUUAGAUGUCUUUAUGUGCUAUGGGAUUUGUCUGCUUCUUACUACUAUGUUCAAGUUUGAAAUAUAUAUUUAUUUAUUUUUAUUUAUUUUUUAUUAGCUUUGUCUUAGGGGCUGUAUCUCCUGCUGUUGUUGUCCCUUCAAUGUUGAUAUUGCAACAUGGAGGAUUUGGGGUUGAGAAGGGUGUCCCGACCUUGCUAAUGGCUGCUGGAAGCUUUGAUGACAUCUUGGCAAUAACAGGCUUUAAUACUUGCCUAGGCAUGGCUUUUUCAUCAGGUAAAUACUCUUAUUAUUGUAAGGGUUGUUAAAACUUGCCAUAUCACUUUAUUUUAAAGUUAAACCGUCCUAUUUCUACAUUGUGAUAAAUAGGAAUGUAUGGUUUUCAUUGUUCUACUCUCUGUGAAAUGUAACUUAUAAAUUAAAAUGUAACCAUAUUCCCAGCAUAUUUUAUUAUUUAUAUUUUUGCAGUGCAAAAGAUAGGUGCAAACAGGCUCGAGGUACCCCAACGGCAAUCCUCUAGCGUCAUAUCAAGCUUUACAAUUGGGUAGUAGAUUGGAUGUGCACAAGUUUAUAUUAUAGUAAUCAACAGUUAAUAACAAAAUGAACGUGAGCAAUUUAGGAGAGACACUGCGCAUCUUAUGACAUACAACUUUCUAUGCAUAUAGGGAAUGGCACAUGGUAGAACAGUGAUGUCGGGUUAGAUAGACUGCUUGUUGCGUAAUUAACGCAACAAGUUGUCUACCGCAAGUCCGCCUUUUGCCGGUUAUAGCAGUGUGUGCAACUUGCGCAUAUGCAAUAUAAUUGAGAAUAACCCCCCAGGCCACACUCCUAAAAAAAACAUAGCUACAUUGUCCGUGGGAGCACAGGAGUUCCCCCCCUGCCCCCCCCCCCUCCCCUCCAUAGCGUAGGUAGAGUUAUGGUGAAGAGUAUUGGCAAAUAACAUAAAAAGAGUAAAACACAAUAAACACUUUGUUUUGGGAGUGGAAUCUCGCUGCUCAGUGAACGGAAUGGUUAAAGGACCACUAUACUGACAGGAAAACAUACUCGUUUUCCUUGCACUGUAGUGCCCUGAGGGUGCCCCCACCCUCAGGGUCCCCCUCCCGCCGGGCUCUGGGGAGAGGAAAGGGGUUAAAACUUACCUUUCCACAGCGCCGGGCUCUCCGCCACUUGAGCUUCGAAGCGCAUUCUGGGUGAGGUGCCCCAUCUGUCCUGAGAUCUUCAGCAUUAUAGCUUGUAGUUUCGUUGGCUGCUUUGCCCAGUUGGGGCCCCUCUGGCUGCAUCUCGGUCUUGCGCCUUUCAGGGUACAGAGCUCUGGCUGGCUUUUGUCCCGUGGGUUGUGAUGGUGCUGGAGGUUGGGGUCUAUUCUCCAGGCGUUUCCAAAAUUGCCUGCAUCUGGCGUCAAAUCUUGCCUGGAAGGCUGCUGCCCAAUCACUGGGAGUCUGUCACUUUGCCGUCAGCCAUCUUGGUCAGGCCUUGUGUCUCCCGCUAAUCAGAUAUGCGCCCUGAAGCGAUUUGUAGGUGAGUACUCUCUGUCUGGGAGUAAACCGGGAUGACCCCCGCCGGUCCAGCGUGGGGGACAACGAUGAGGGCUCUUGUGCUGAAACUUAGUUUGUCAUGGCAGCGGAGAAGCGGCCGUCUCCCCGCGCCCGCCAUGCUUGUAGGCCUCAUACUCUUGUUGGAUACGUAUAGCUCGAAAUCUCUCUUGAGUGGUGUCAACGUGUGCAGCUGAAUGUCACCUCUCUGUUGGCUUUCUCGUGUCAAUAAAUUUUAGUUUGAGCAUUGAAAGUCUUCUUUAAUCGCUGCAUGCAGUAGGAGCUGCUGAGGUUUGCUUCCUCUCAUCUCUGCAGUCAGGCCCCGCCCCUCUCCCAGCAGAUUUAUAUGCACAUCUAACUAGGUAGCCAGCUUUGAAUAACGUCACAAUUUUCAAACCCUCUGUAACUGAAUAAAAAAAGAAAACCUUGCAUAGAGCAUGUGAUCUCAGCAACUAAUGAGAAUCUGAUUUGUAUCUCUCAGAAUGUUAACGGCACAGGAACGCUAAAGUGUUAUUUCUUUGAGUGAUGCUGGAUGGCCACUAUGCCCAAGCGUAAGCAAUGUUUGCCUACAAAUCUUUUAUCAGAAACCUUCUACAGAAACUUUGUGGAGAAAUGCUAAAGACAGUGGCAAUUUAAAGGAACAGUGUAAUACACGAACAGUAUAAUAUUUAUAUACAUACUCUUCACCGCAGUCCAAUAUAUCUACUGUGAAGCAGUUGAUGUCUGUCUAAUCAAAUGCUAUUGCUGCGAUAAACCAAUCCAGGGCUGACACCUAAUGUAAAAAUAGGUUAAAUUGUGGAAUUUAUUUUAGUAUUAAGACCCUAGUGUGUCUAAAUGACAGCAACCAGAGGGAACUGUAAAAUGAAAAUAGUGUUGCUACUCAAAACUAACACUUUUCUACUAUGACAGAGCAGGGGCAACAUCUAUGCCCCAUAAUCACUUGCACAAGAAGUGAUUUUGCUGCUUAGACCCUUUAUGUGUCACAUUAUGAAUCUGGGAUUACCUAGGGGCCUGUUCAGAAAUGGUUAUGUUAAAUGGAUAACCUAAGCACCAAGUUAAAUUUAGCUUAAUGAAGCAAUUUUAGUGUUUAGAUCAUGCCUUAUGUAGUCUCACUGUCGAGUCCUCUGACAUUUAGGAGCUAAAUCACUUUUGUUUCUGUUGAUGCAGCCCUAGGCACAUCUUCCCUGACUGUGACUCACACAAUGUACUGAAAAAAACAAACAAAAAAAAAGACAGUUUCAUUAUUAAUCAGAUGUGACACCACAGUGUAUUUACUGUAGAAGUUUUGAUGUCCUGCUCUGUUAAUUGAAAUUCAAUCACACACAUGAGGCUUUGGCACCCUCUUGUUAUUAACAGAACAGGAGAUAAUACAUUCUAAAUAAAACAGACUGUUCUAUCAAUUAAGUUAAAGCAUUGAAUCUCUUUAAAGAAAAUGUGUAGUGAGUCUGUAGGUUACAUGCAGCGGAGGUGUGUCUAGGGCUCCAUAGACCAAGUGAUUUACCUCCUAAAAGCAGAUGAUUGAGUAGUUAGACUGCAAGGGCAUAAUCUACACACCAAAAUCACUCCAUUAAGCUAAAGUUGUUAUGUUGCUUAUUGUGACACAGCUCCCAUACCCUGACUCAGUAACUCCGCCAGGUCAGCUUCCUCUCUACCAGGGACUCCGGAGUGCUUCAGACCCAGUCACUAAAGUCAGUGGUGUAUCCUGGUUUUGUGCUGCCCCCGCGCGCCUGCCCCCCCAACCCUUCCCCCCCGCCUUCUAAAUACACACACACACAUUCAGACAGAUACACAUACACUCGCUAACAGAAACACACAGACACACUCACUAACAGACACACACUCACUGACACACACACAGGAAAACACACUCACACUAACAGACACACACAGGCAGACACACACACACUCACUGACACACAGUCAGACACACACAUACACUAACAAACACACACUCACAGGCAAACACACUCACACUAACAGACACACACACAUACACACACAAACACUAACAGACACACACUUACAAACACACAGUCAGACACACUAACACACUAACAAACACACACACACAUUAACAGACACACACUCACAGGCAAACACACUCACACUAACAGACACACACACAGUCAGACUGUGGGGAUAUUUAUGGGAUAAUAAUAGUAACAGUGAGAAUUGCCCACUAAUUCAAUUCUCAGAUCCCAAAGAACGUUUAUUGUGUUAAGUGAGAAGUAUUUCAUAUAAAUAAUAUCACAAUUUUUGUUAUAAAAAUAGAUUUAUUUAUAAUAACAAAUUAAUUAAUAAUAAUAAUAAUAAUAAUAAUAAUAAUAAUAAUAUGCAACAUGCAUGACAAUAAUCAAUGAAUAUCCAGUAUAAAAUGGUAUGCAAUACAAAGGAAUGGCUAAACACGUUUCAAUGGCUAAACAGCAUUAUCUGUCAAGUCUUCUGACGAUUUAUGACUAUCUUUCACAGGGAGAAAGUGAAGCUUUUCACAGCGAAGGGCCAUAAAACCCUGGCUAACAGUUAGAAUAACCCUUUCAAUGCUGGCUAGACCUCCUAGGUAAUUAAGAUCUAUUCUUAUGUAAAUUUUAAAUAAAAUAACAUUUAAACCAGUUCAUUAGUCAUUUCCUGGAACCAUCCAAUAAGAGAAUCUAUCAUGAUUAUAUAAGCAGAUUUUAAUUUGUCUAAAAGAUAUCUAUCUUAUAUUAGAGCAAAUCAAUACACCUGGAUAAAAACAACGGUAUGCUACCACGUGAUAAUAUCACAUCAAUAUAUAAUUAUUCUUAAUUCCACCUGCAGAAUGGAAUGUUUAUAACUAUAUAUUCUUUAGUUAACUAAGAUUUCUUAAUAUGGAAAUCUGACCGUGCUUUAUCCUAGUCAUAUAUAAUGCUAUUAGUAAAUUUUAAUUAAUUUAAUUAAUUAAAUGAAACCAGUAUAAUUACCAGUUGAGUAGAUAUUUCAUCCGAUUGGUAGAUAGUCCCAGGAACUUAUUUGGAUGUCUGUAGGUGCAUGGAGUUAUGGUGAAAGGUGGUGUUGGUUAGAAAGUCAGUAAAAUUCUAAGUGUUAGAGUUUUAAGAGUAGAGUGUUAGUCUCAGAUGUUGUCCUGGGUUUCUCUGCAUGUCCGAGUUGGAGUCCCCCAAACUUCCAAUUCCUCUCUCCUCUUUUUCCUUCUCCUUUGCAUUCCUCAAUCUUCCCUUUGUCCUAACUUUUAAAGGGCCAGACUCUCUGUACGUCAUCAGUUGAUAACCCAAUAGAAGCACUAGAGGUGUGGUUAUCUUCCAGAUCGCAAUUUAGGUAUUUGGUCUAUAGAGGGCAGUCUUGUCCCACUAAACAUACCUAUCCAGGAAAGAGUUAACUUUUCCUGGUGGCUAUUUUGACGUCAUUUUGGCCUAUCUCUAUCUUUGCUAUAACUUAGAUUGCUGUCAGAUAAAAACAGUUUCUUUAAGUUUUGUCCAGACUAUGUGUCUGCAAAUCUGAGUUUUGACCCGUAACUUACAAUGGGACCUUAUACAUAUAGACAGUCUAUCCAACCCCCGUUCUUCUUAUCACUUGUUUAUACUAUGCAUUCCUUUAGCUCUGGCAAAGUGGUUAGUUUUACAGAAAGAAAUCUUGUGUCUUUUUGUUAACUUGAAAAUAACAAAAUGGAGUCUGCUCUGUUCAGAGUGACUCAGAAUAUACACUUUUAAUUUCUAUCAUAGCACAAGAUGUUUGCCGAUAUAAAUACCCUGACAAGACACACACUCACAGGCAAACACACACUCACUAACAGACACACAGUCAGACACACACUCACACAGUCUAACACACUAACAAACACACACACAUUAACAGACACACUCACAGACAUAUACACACACUCACUCACAUUAACACAUUUUAAUUUUUUUUAUUUAAUCCACCCCCCCCCCCAGCCUCCUUACAUUUGGGAAUGCUGGGGGGGGUUCUGUCUCUCCCUGGGGUCCAGUGGCUGCUAGGCUGCUGGCGAGGGAGCACUUCCUCUGAGCGGUCCACUCAGCUCCCUCGCCCGUCGCAGAGUGAGGCUGGGAGCCGGAAUAUGACGUCAUCUUCCGGCUCCCAGCCUCACUAUGUGGCGCGCGAAGGAGCUGAGCAGACCGCUCAGAGGAAGAGCUCCCUCGCCAGCCGCCCGCCCAGCACGUCUGUUAGCCGCGAGGCUAACUAGGCAUUUGCCCUGGGCAUUUGGGGGCAGCGUUUUUUGCCGCCCCCUGAAAAAUGCCGCCCAAGGCAAAUGCCUAGUUUGCCUCGCGGCCAAAACGCCCCUGACUAAAGUGUGAUUAGGGUCUCUGAGGACCUCUUCCACUGGAUCAGGCUGUAGCCCUCUUAUUCCAGACAGGCAUCGCCCUCUCUGCCUCUUCCAAUCCUCUGACAGGCAGACAUCUAUACCUCUGCAUACUGUGUCUCUAACUGUUACCUUUACAAAGGCACUUGUGGUCUAGAUCUUUCUUAACUUGUCCCAGGCAUCAAGGACCAGUGCAGUCGGCCAACAAGUCUGAAAACUCUGUCACAAACCAAACAGGAUACACAAUUCCCAAUGGAACCAACACACAAUACGUUAUUUUGGACAAGGACUACUCUGGUAACUGGUCCUUAACUAUGUGGUGAAAUCCUUUAUAAAUAUAAACAAGCAUACAUAACUUGAAGAUGAAACCUCAUGCAUCAAAUAUAUAACACAAUCACAACUUUCAAACCUAUGGAGAUACACAGAUGCAACUGGUCAGUUAUUUGUAAUUUCCUAAUUUGCAUAUUGUGAUAAUACAAAUCAAUAAUUUUCCAGUUUCACCAACAGAGGGUGCUAGAGAGUCAUCACAAGUCAGAAUAAAAUCCAGUUUUAAAACAAGGCACAACUUUGCAAUAGUGCCAAACCCAAACCAGUGUGGAAAGCAGUCCGAAUGGCCCCUGUCUACCUGCCUCCCUGAACAGAACCCCUUCCCGACCAAAGCCCAUAGUUGGUGGAAGGAGGCUGACCUGCAGUCCUCUUUGAGUGCCAAGGUAAUGGAGGCUUUAUUUGCACUUAGAUCUGUUUUUAUUUCCUCCUUACUCAAGAAGGGACUACUUUCUUAUAUCUCCACCAUGGAAAAGAACUAGGAUGACAUUUUGCCACCUUGUGAGUACUAGCACAUUAUUGUUUUCUAGUUAUGGUUUUCAGCUUCUCGUCUCCAAUGUGGGUUACCUUUCUUUAUUAUGCAUAGUGUCUGAUUCUUUGUUAUUCUUAAAAUGGAAAUGCUUAUCUGGUGUAUUUGGUUAUGUAGCCCUGAUUUCCAUCCUGCUUUCGAUAUCUGCUUACUUUCGAAUAAAAUAAUUUUGGGGGAAAAUAUCCACUGGAUAAAAUCGUUUGGCAAAUUCACUGUUCUAAGUUUCCUCGUGUCUCUCAAUGGCUAAGACAGUGUGCUGACAUUGUUCCUGAUGGUUAAAGUAAGUCAAUUGCAGACCUCCCAACCAUCCUGAUUUUAGCAGGACAAUCCCAAUUUCUGUCCUGUCUCACCACCUCCUCAGCUAUUGGCUAAUUGCAGGAAAUUUGAUAUUGUUUUUUUGGAAUUCAUGUUCCCAAAAUGCCAGCAAAAGUGUAACCUAUUAACUAUUAUAUAUAUAUUAACUAUUGCUUAGUCUUUUGUACAUUGUGGGAGAGAGACAAAGUAAGGCGAGGCGUAAUUUACAAUGUAGAGGUACUAAAUCCAGAAAUUUGUUUUGUGGAAGGUAAAGACCAGAAAUGUAGUAGUGGGGAAGGUAAGUGAGCUUAAUUUUAUUAUAGUUUAUUUUCAUUGCAAAGCAAUGAAAGCCAAAUGCUAUAUACUGGGUUGAGCGUGAAGUGGGUUAAUCCAUUGUGCACAGCUGAAAACUAGGCUUUACGUCGGUAAGAAGUAAUAACAUUGAUGUUCUAAAAUCUUUUAUUCUUAAUUUGCAGCACACUGAUUUAACACAACAUGUGAUGUGUUUUCACAGGCUCCACCAUUAACAGCAUUGUCAGAGGAGUACUGGAAGUAGUGGUUGGCAUAUCUGCUGGACUCCUUUUGGGAUUUUUUCUUCACUACUUUCCAAGCAAAGAUCAGGUGAAACCAGAUUUCUUCUCCGCGUCUAAUCCUAUGCUGACAUGCAUUCAGUGACCAAAUACUUUGGUGGGUACACUGCUGAAAUGCACAUGGUGUCGGUAGCAGAUAGAAAUGUUUUUGGCAAAAGUAAAAAUAGAUUUCAGUGGGCGAGUGUUGUUUAACCUUUUAUGAACCACUGAGUAUUGGAAAUAAGGUCCUUGCUUAUUCGGAUUUUAAGGUUUCCAAUUUUUGUUGAAUUUUUGCAGAAUGUUGAGUAAAAGAGCUGACUUUGGCUAUUACCUUUAUAGAUAUAUAAUAUGCCACUAUAUGUACACUAUCUGUAAUAUAAGAAACACCUUGCUUCACCCCAUUUUACACACUCAUUUUACCAAGUCUCUGCUGGGGUCUAUCUAAACAAGAAUGUAUCAACAUUUUUUCAAAAUAUGUAUUCUGGCUGCAGGAUGAUACUGUGGCCCAACAGGCAGGACUAAGUAAAACACGGAAACAAUAGAAAAUAUAAAUAAACGUGUUACCAGCUAAUGUAGAACGAAUAGUCAGUAACUAGCCGAGGUCAGAAACGCAGACAGAAGCAUAAACGAAUGGACAAAGCCAAAAGGUCAAGGAUACCAGAAGUACGAAUAGUCAGGAACGAGCCAAGAAAGAAUGCUCUCUCAGAUAACAGCUAGUGGAUAUCAUGACAGGGCAAUGAGUAAAACAGUAACAGGGGGUGUAAAAAGCCCUAAACGUUAUUUCAUUGGUUAGUAUAGGUCAUGUGAUUCCAAAAUGUACGUGCGUGUCGAUGACACAACGCCACUUCAUGUUCGCGUGACUUUUAACCUGGCCGAAGGCGGGGUUACUAAAACCCCAUGGGAAAACAGCAGCUGGCGUAAAUGAGAAUGGCACACUUGCCAGGGGAAGCGGCACAGGCGGAUGGAGCUGUGACCUGCCGUGCCUGAGGUAAGUGUAAAAGAUUUUCAGCAUGACUGCACUGAUCUGGCGUGGUCAUGUGUGCUGCCAUGCCGUGAGCCAUUACACUGGCUUCUGGAGUUUCAAAUUACACUGACUUCUGGACUAUCUCCACUUUAUCCCUGACAUCGCUUACUUGGGUAAAUAUGUGUCAGGAUUACAGAACGAUCCAGCACGUAGAAUUGUAUAACACACAAUGAUAGGUAACGUAUACCGGACCUUAGAAUGGCUGGACUAACGUACCAAAGAAUAGUCAGGAAUAGCCGAGGUCAAGGGAAACAGAGACACAACGAUAAGGAAAAGCCAGGAGUCAGGGAUGCCAGAAAACAGGGAAGUCAAAUAACCAGAAUUACAUGAAUCAAUAACGCACUCUCGGACAACCACCAGGGAAACCACGACAGGGCACUGAGCAUGAUGAGAACUGGGCCUAAAUACCCCUCCUCUAGAUCUGAUAGGCUGUAACCGGCCUUUGACCCCAAAGCAGUUACCAGGUUCCAUUUUGCAUAAUUGCUGGUCAGCAUUAACCCUUCUGUGGAUUUGAUUGCUGCUCGGCACUACUUUUCCUGUAUGGACAGUAAAUGUCAUUAACCACAUUUUUAUAAGCGGAUGAAUACGUGACAAUAUGAUACUUAUAUGUAACAUGUUUUUAGAACACUGCUUGGUUGGUACCAUUUUAGAGGUAAUUAUCUUAAUAUUAAGCUGUUUAAAAACAUUAGUUGUGAUCUCCACCAACGCAUGGGAAGAGAAUUGGGUGAUGUUAAUAGAGAACACAACAGUUUACCUCACCUCUGGUCCUCUAGGAUGUGGAAUGGGACAUUACAAUUUAAAGGAACAUGUAUUCCUGACCCUAUAGUGUUAAACCCACCAUUUAGGCGGCUCCUCCCCCCACACACACACCUUAAAAGGUAUUAAGACUCAUCUUGUUUCCAGCGCCGUGCGGGUCCACCGGCACUGGCCCCACCUCCAAUCCGCCUCCUUGAUGACAUCCCAUAGGGAAAGCAUUGGAUUGGCUUAAAGCGGCACUGUCAUUGCCGAAUCUCGUUUUUUUGUGUGUUUUUUUAACCCGCCUCCACUAUCUCUAAUUGACCCCCUAGUCACCCCCAAAUGCCACUAAGCCCCCCAUAUUAUCAAUUUUUUCAUCUUUAUUUUCUGCCCCGAUCUAUAUUCAGGGUGCCACCAUCUUUGUGUGGGUAGAUGAAGUCCCUGUGGGACACAUCAUCUGCCCACACUAGAUAGCACUGAGAUUUCCGCACAUGCCCAGUUAAACACUUGGACAUGCGAACGGGAAUUUCAUCUAUUCAUUCAUUCGUCAGAAAGACGAAUGAAUGAAUAGAAAUGUCAGACGAACAAACAAACACUGAAUAUCAGUUUUUGUUUGUUCGUUCAGUUUAUUACAAGGAGGGAGCUACCGGCACGCAGCUCCCUCCUUGUAAUAUGUAAAGAGAGAAGUGGCAGGGAGCAGUGCUCCCUGCCACUUCAUAAGCCCCCAGGUCCCUCCUCACUCUAUGGUGGUCAAAAUCUCCCCAAUGCCCCUACUCGCUAUACCGCGAAUAGGGGCAUGUCCACUAAACAGUGAGCAGCCCGUGGCUGCUCACUGUUUAAAAAAAGAAAACUACUAUCCUAAAAAACAAUAAGGGGGGAGACCUACUGUCUUCCCCACCCCUGAGAGGUGGGUGGGGGCCCUAAAAAAAAAACAAGGGGGGGACCUACAGUUCCCACCCUGGCCCCCACCACUGAGCGGUGGGUGGGGGCCCUAAAAACAAUAAGGGGGGACCUACUGUCCUCCCCACCCCUUAGCAGUGGGUGGGGGCCCUAAAAACAAUAAGGGGGGGACCUACUGUCCUCCCCUUGGCCCCCAACCCUGAGCGGUGGGUGGGGGCCCUAAAAAAAAAAAAACAAUAAGGGGGGACCUACUGUCCUCCCCCCCCGGCCCCCACCCCUGAGCGGUGGGUGGGGGCCCUUAAAACAAUAAGGGGGGGACCUACUGUCCUCCCCCUCAUGGCCCCCACCCCUGAACAGUGGGUGCAGGGCCCUAAAAACAGUAAGGGGGGGGACCUACUGUCCUCCCCCCGGCCCCCACCCCUGAGCGGUGGGUGGGGGCCCUAAAAAAACAAUAAGGGGGGGACCUACUGUCCCCACUUAGUAUUAGUAAAGUUGUCUGAAAGACCAAUUUAGGUCUUUCAGCAUUUUAGUAGAUAACUCCCUGAUACCGUGGGAAUUAGGGAGUUAACUACUAAGCGGCUGCAAGAUGCAGCCACAGCACAAAUAGGAUCGGAGUUUCAUUCAUUAGAAUGAAAUUGCGAUCCAAACAAAGUCCCGAAUUGCAUCUUAACACGAAUGGAGAAACUUCUUAUUCUGUUAGGAUGCAAUUCUGCAGUUUUGUCGGCGUUCUGUCUAAGUGACAGGACGUUCGGCAAUACUGACAGGGAGUAUCGUAGGAACAGGGAGGAGAGCUAAGGAUCAUGGGAAUAUUGCUCUGACCAGCAGAAAUGAAGCACACUUUGCUCCUCCGCUGGUCAAAGCUGGUCAAGCGGAGGAAACCUCCAUAAGGCAAAGAGUCCCUACUUUGUCUUAUGAUUUUAAAGAAAAAUAAAGAAGACAGGAAGAAAGGAAGAACCGAUCCUGAGAGAAGGGGAGAAGAGGAAGAGAUUGAGGAAAGGUAAGUUCGGCAAGCAUUCAACCUCUGUUGCCUAUAUCAAGGACUCUGCCAGAAAGCAGCAAAUCUGUGCACUGGCAACAAAUGGUAUUGUUAAGGUAUGUGCCAUGCCCGUUGUAUCUUGCACAGCAUGUAAAUUAAAAUAAAAUAUGAAUAGAAAAUUAACCUAUUCAGGUUUAACAUUUUAUUUUAAAAGCACUUUGAGUUGGCUAUAUGAUUGUGCUAAAAUAUCAGAAGUAAUAGUGCCUCUUUAAAUCCUGGACUUUCUCAUAUAACUCAAAUUGAAGAUAAUCCUGGGCACAUGAGUGUAGUUGAUCCUUCUGGAAUCUGAAAAAUGUUUAAGUGAUUGUAGAACAUUAAAGCCAUGUUGACAUUGUAAGCAGCUGUGCGUUCUGGGAAAAAAUUUUAGUUUUAUCUGCUUUAAGUUUUUAAGGGGGGUGUUUAUGGUUGUGAAAUCAAAGCUCAGAGACCACAGUUUUCCAAGUGUUCUUUAGAAUGUUAUUAUUUCUUAUUGUGUUUUAGGUUAUUUUCUCUUUCAUUUCUAGGAACUAUACUCUAUCUCUAUUUAUUUCUAUCUCCCUAUCUAUGGGUCAGGGUCCACCCACACUACUCCCCCCUCCCCCCCUCCGACAUCAUCCGGCAUGGGAGACCUAUUGAGCAUGCAUGGCCGGCGGCGGGGAAGACCUAAUGCGCAUGCGCGGCAAUGCCGCACACGCGCAUUAGACCUCCCCAUACGAAAGCAUGGACUAAUGCUUUCAAUGCUUUCCUAUGGGAGGACAUCCAGCAAUGUUAUGGCACACUUUUCGUGUUCUAUAAACACGGAUGUGUCCUCUAGUGGCUGUCUAGUAGACCGCCACUAGAGGAGGACUUAACCCUUGAGGUAAAUAUUGCAGUUUAUGAAAACUGCAAUAAUUACACUUGCAGGGUUAAGGGUAGUGGGAGUUGGCACCCAGACCACUCCAAUGGGCAGAAGUGGUCUGGUUGCCUGGAGUGUCCCUUUAACUCACUAUCUAUCUUGCUCACUCUCACUAACUCCCUCACUCAUUAACUCUCUAACUCACUAACUCUCUCACUAACUCUCACUCACUUUCACUCUCUAUCUCAUGCUCACUCACUCUCACUAACUCUCGCUCACUCUUACUCUCACUCUCGCUCACUUUUACUCUCACGCUCACAAUCUCUCUCACUUACUCUUUCACACUCUCUCUCUCUCUCAUGCUCAUAUUCACUCACUUUCACUCUCUAUCUUAUACUCACUAACUCUCUCACUAACUCUCUCACUCAUUAACUCACUUACUCUCUCGCUCACUCACACGCUCACAAACACUCUCACUAACUCUCACUAACACACUCACUCUCUCACUCAUUCUUUCACUCUCAUCCAUACUCACACACUCACUUUCACUCACUCUCACAUACUUUCACAGUCACUCACUUUCACUCCCACUCACUCACACUCAGUUACUCACUUUCACACACUCACUUUCACUUACUCACUCUUUCUCACUCACUCACCCACUCACUUUCACUCACUCUCACUCAUUUUUAAAAUUAGUUUACUUAUGGUUGGUUUGGAUCCUCCUGCUUGGUCUCCUGCCUUCUCUCUUCAGCCUGUCAGCCUGAGCCGACGCUGUGUGCUGGAGAUGUUUAUCUCCCACACUGUCGGCUCUUAUUGCUGACAGGCUCCGCGUUACUACAGAACACAGGAGGCGCGUUCACAGUGCCUCCUGUGUCCUAAUAGCACGUUUGAUGUCUUCAGCUAAGCGUGAAGACGUCAAACGUGAGUCCUGUGCGUCAGGCAGGACUUGACUCGGCAGUUCCUAUGGUGGCCGUCUGAGUAACUGCCACUGGAGGUGUUCCUAGGUUCUAAUGUAAACACUGUAUUUUCUCUGCAAAUACCGUGUUUACAUGAAAAAGCCUGCAGGGAGCUGUUGUACUCACCUGAACAACCCUAUUAAGCUGAAGUUGUUCAAGUGACUAUAGUGUCCCUUUAAGAAUGACUAGCACAUUAGUGGUGUAAAAGGAGUAAAGUUCAGCUGCUACAAUUAUAAUUAUGUAUGCUUCUAUAAUAGCCAUAUAAAGUGUUUGAUACUGUGAUUCUGUGGGGGACAAAUUCUACAGAAAUGCGGGCCAUAAACAUUGCAUGGAGUACUGUAACUAGUGUGAACUGAAAAGCCAUUCAAUUAACAAUAACUGAACUCAUUUUCAUUGAAACAAAAUGGUGCGUGGCACUAAUGGAACUACUCCAUUCCUUAGAAACGUCUUGACCCGAGACUCUCAUUCAUCUGUGGGGCAACAAAGGGGAUACUAGGAUGUCCCUUUCUACUUUUUUUUAAUGCAAUAGACCCUACCCUCUGGCCAUGAGUUUGAGUCCAGGGAAUGGACAGUGAUUUUUUUACAAAAUCUAUAUAUGGUUUCAAAGAAACACAAGGCAACAAAUAGUCCCACAAAUUGUGACAAUACUUGAACAGCUGUGAGGCUAGACAGCUUGGCAUUAUUUCCCAUCAUUCCCACUCAUCCUCCCCCCUCACCGCAUGCCACCAAUUUUUUUCUUCUUUUUGUCCUCUUCAUCAUCUUCUCUUCUCUAUCUUUCCUUACUCCUCACAGACUCUCUUCCCAGUCUCCUACUUUCAAAACAUCCCCCUUACUUGGGAAUUAAACUGCAUGGCUAAUUUGCAUCCACCUUCAUUGGCAGGUGUCGAACAGAACAUCACAGCUAAGACUGCAUAGCUAUACAGCACAAAUUUUGUCUUACGUGUCUACUGUAUCUACCAUCUACUGGAUUUCCUUAAUUACGUUUUAAAUAUGUCUUGUUUUCUGUCAUAACUGAUUAAAUCUUGAAAAUAAAGAUUGAAGUAAACCACCCAUGGACAAAUGGUAUCCAUAAAGAAAAGUAGACAUAAAUCAAAGCAUGUAAACAGGUAAUACAGGAUCGAAUCAGCAUCAUACAUCAUGAGUUUGACAAAACUGGAAUCUGUGACUGGACAGCUGUUCAGGAACCCCUUAUAUUCAAAUCCAACGGACACAUAUGCAGAAUCAGUGACCCUUUAUUACAUUCUCUAAUGUUACAGAAGAUAUAAAGUAUUCAUGAAACUAUUAUUUUUAUUGUACAGGGAAAUCUAAAAUGGAAGAGGACUUACAUUGUCCUGGCUCUGGCCAUAUUUGCAGUAUUUGGCAGUUUGACGUUUGGUUUUCCUGGUUCUGGAGGCCUAUGUACACUAGUUAUGGCAUUUCUAGCAGGCAUUGGAUGGUCGGCUAAUAAGGUAAUUAUAAGCUGUAUAGUCUGGACUACCCUCCAAAGUGUUUACAACAAGCAUUGAACAGAUUUAAUUAUUUUACAUUAAAAUAUAACUUUUUUUUAACAUUCUACUUCUACAUACACCAUUUAUUUGUAUUAGUGUUUAUCUUCAUUAGGGUGUUAUAUUUCUUGUAGACUGUUGUUGAAGAUGCAAUUUCAGUUGCUUGGGACAUCUUUCAACCACUGCUUUUCGGUCUGAUUGGUGCAGAAAUAUCUGUUGCAUCUCUGAAACCUGAGACUGUUGGUAAGUUGUAAUUUGGGUUUCCUAACACUCGUCUUAAUGCCUCAGGUAGGAAAAAGGCAGUCAUGGUAUAAGAGACUAAUAAUAAAUACAAAACCAAUAAGUUAACGUUUAUGCUCUGAUAUACACAAAGCACCUAAGGUUAGAAGUGUUCCCUUAAAGACACUCAAAAUACAAUAGUUACAAAGGAAAAACAAAAAACAAAGGAAAGAGUUGUGUAAUUCAUCAUAAAGUGAUAAUAAAUGGUACAAACUUUGUAAUAUAUAAACAAAAUAAAGUGUCAGCGCUAUACUUGAAAACCUAAUUUAGGUGAUCACUCUCAAUCUGAAGUAAAACACUUAUAAAUGCGGAUUCAUUGAAAUACUUCCAAGUGCAAUAAAAUAAAAUACAAUAAAACAGACCACCAUAAGUGUAGUACUCAUAUAAUCAUAAAAAGUCUUGCUAUAAAGGAACAGGCCUAUACUUUCCGAAUAGAGAAUGGAACGCCCACAGCAAACCCUACAGCACACCCCGGUAACCCCAACGGCGACGGCUACGGGGGACUACCCCACACCUCCCCACACAACCCAGAAAUCUAAACACUGAAAGCAAGCCGACAACAAACAACUACCAACUCCAUCCCAGAGAACAGAACCCUACACCCCAUAACCCUACACCCUACCCUUCCACCACAUGCCCCGAGAGCACGAUACGGACACCUGACACCGUGAAGCACAGGCAGAACCCACACACGCUCCCACCCUUGAAUAACCGAGGUACACGAUGAUGGGCCACCAAUGGCACAUAAGAAAGGAACAGCAUGCACAAAACCACAACGCACAGGGAUCUCGGCCACAACCGUAUAGAGCACCAUACACACCCCACCAAAUAUCACCCCCACUCUCUCUUUUCUGCACCGCCCUCGGUCAACAUCAACAAUCAACGAAAAGCCAUAACCAAAUAUUAACACUACGAAACCCCCCCACACACACACACCAGGCCCAACCUACGACCGUUCACCUUCAAAACGCACCGCGCAGCAGGUGUAGUGAGUAUCCAACUAAGCUAUCCCCACUGUUAAUCCUUGAUAAAUGCCAAAAUCCUGAAAUUUGUUACCACUGUAUAACAAAAUGUGACUUAUUGCUAGCUCUUAUAUGUACUCACCGAACAGACUACUGUAUGAUGUGCAUUGUACUUGAGACUGCAUGAUUUCUCAACCCUUAAACUCUUCCUUUCUGUACCCCCACCCCCCCACGAAACAAAAAUCUUAAAAGAAUUUAUUAAAAAAAAAAAAAGUCUUGCUAUAGGGUCCAAUAAAUCUUGGGUGAUAAUCUUUUACAGGGUUAAGAUUAGUCUUGCAGCUAUGUCACAGCAUCUGUAGAUACAUUGUUGCACUGUGGGUUUUUAACCUUUAAAUGAUACAAAAAGACCUAUCAUAGCGUAAUACUGCAAUUUAAUCAAGUUAUCAUACAAAAUCCUUCCCCCAAAUUAAAGACCCUUACAUCAGCAAGUUGUGGUACUCGUUUCCAAGAUACCACGAUAUAAACUUUAAAAUACACAGAGGUUUGGCAGCCGUUACCAUCCAUGCACACUCCCACCUGAUCUCAUCGCUGAUUAAAUGAAUAUUCAAACGGAGUGGAGGCUGUGGCUGGCAAACGAUGCUGACCGUUAGACAUGCAUCCACCUCUGGCAGCAGGAAGCUGUUCACACUUCGACGUGUUUCGCCGACAAUACCAGGCUUUCUCAAGAUAGUGUAACAGUUCAUUGGGGCAUGCUUAUAUAUGCUCCUGUCUAGUUAAUUAGUAAACAUCUGUUUGUUUGUUUAAUUAUUCAGUAAAGGGUGUUGUCUAUAUCUGAACAUUCUUGGUCCACAGACAAAACUCAAUUAAAGGACCACUAUAGUGCCAGAAAAACAUACUCGUUUUCCUGGCGCUAUAGUUCCCUGAGGGUGCCCCCACCCUCAGGGUCCCCCUCCUGCCGGGCUCUGGGGAGAGGAAGGGGGUUAAACUUACCUCUUUCUCCAGCGCCGGGCGGGGAGCUCUCCUCCUCCAUAGCGAUGUCAUCGGCUGAAUGCGCAUGCGCGGCAGGAGCCGCGCGUGCAUUCAGCCAGUUCAUAGGAAAGCAUUUACAAUACUUUCCUAUGGACGCUGGCGUCUUCUCACUGUGAUUUUCACAGUGAGAAGCACUCAAGCGCCUCUAGCAGCUGUCAAGAGACAGCCACUAGAGGCUGGAUUAACCAUAUUAUAAACAUAGCAGUUUAUCUGAAACUGCUAUGUUUAUUAAAAAAAAAAGGUUAAUCCUAGAGGGACCUGGCACCCAGACCACUUCAUUUAGCUGAAGUGGUCUGGGUGCCUAUAGUGGUCCUUUAACCAUUUCAAUCAUGCUAAAAUAAAUCCUAAACAUUAUAACCAUAAUGUCAGUUUACGAAUACAAAGAUCCUAUGGGGCAUGAAAGAUAAAUACAAUUAUAAUAAAAAUUGUUCAAUGCAAAAUAGACAAUAAAUACUUGGCUGGAAACUAAAAAAGUGUGUGUGUGUGUGUGUGUGUGUGUGUGUGUGUGUGUGUAUAUAUAUAUAUAUAUAUAUAUAUAUAUAUAUAUAUAUAUAUAUAUAUAUAUAUAUAUAUAUAUAUAUAUAUAUAUAUAUAUAUAUCUAUAUCUCAAAAAUGCUGAAAGGAAGAAAGAAAUAUAGACAUAUAGUUUCCUUAUAUUAAGAACCUUUAUUAUAUUAAGAAAUUGAGGAGUGAUCACUAAGGAGUACUCUCUGGUAGAUUAAUGGAGUAAUACAUCAACAUGGAUUCUUGUCUAAAAUAUUUAAAAACAUACCAAAUAUAUAUGUUAUAUGUGAAUAUUAAAAUUGUAAUAAAGAUUCAUGCUGAAAAGCAUCAAAUCUUAUAUAUCUUAAAACAAAGUGACUUAAAUAAAGAUAAAAAAUGGACCAAACCAACUUUGUUUCUUUUUGGACAUGGCUCACUAUAAGUGUUAAGAAACUCCACCAUGAGCGUCAUAUAUAGGAGCUAAUUAUAUAAUAUUUACAAGUUCAAGAUCUACAUUCAUUCCUGACGGAGCCAAAGUUUUCAAUCUAUAAAUCCAGUACAUUUCCUGAUCAGUUUUUUUUUUUGCUAAUUCUCAUCCUCUCAUGGCAAUAUUGACCUUCUCAAUCCCACAAAAUUCUAAACACUGGCAUGAUGCUCCAUAAAAUGCCUGGAUACUGAAUGUUUACCAAAUUUCCUUUUAAUAUUGUAAAUGUGCUCAUUAAGUCUUAUUUUUAACAUCCUCUUGGUUUGUCCUACAUACUGUAACCCACAUGGGCAGCUUAAAAGGUACACAACUUACUUCAAGUUGCAAGUAAUGCAUUCUUUAAUAUUAAAAGAUUGUUUGGUAACUGAGGAUUGAAAGUUGGCGACUUUUUUAUUGUAGAGAGAACCGGUCGCUUUACAUAUGCUGCAGUUCCCACAUUUGUAGAAGCCCUUUUCUGAAUUAAGAAAAUGUUUUUGAGGUUUAGGUGGUCUAAAGCUGUGUACCAGUUGAUUUUUUUUUUUAUGGUCGGUGCUCCCCUAAAUAUAAUUCUAUACAUAUCAUCGAUAGCAUAUAGUUCAUCACUUUAUAUAUGCCUAAAUUCCAAGAUAUAACCUAUCUUAUAUAGUUCAUGUAUCUUAAAUUAUAUACAGUAAAUUACAGUAAUAACUAAUAUACAUAUUCACAAAAUAUUUUCUCCUCUCUCCUUUCUUUCCCCUUCUCCCUCCCUCUCCUCUUCUUUAUCCUUUUACUUUUCUUCUAAAAUAGCCCUUAUAUUAUCUACAUUGCUUUAACCACUAAUAGUGACAGUUAUCACUCUAAAGAAUAUCCCCUUACCAAUCAUGCCAAAAAAAAAACAAAACAGAAAAGCAGGGUAGGGGAAGAGUGUUAACCUAGCCUAAUUUAUAAAAUUAUUUUCUUCCAUAACUAAUUAAAUGAUUAAAUGAAAUCAUCUAUAUGUUGAUUAUAGUCAGCAAAAUGUAUUCCGUAUAGAGGCCUCUAGGUUUAUCUAAAUAUUCCGGAGUUUAAUUAGUAUGUGAUAGUAAAUAUAUCCGCCACAUUUGGUCUAUACCAGGGCUCGAUUUCCCUAUUUUCAUUUGAUUCAACAUUAACAAUUCAUGUUCCACUGUUGAGGUCAUUAAUUCUUCAAUUUCUCGUCGAGAAGGUAAAACCUUGGUCUUCCAUUGUCUAGCAAUUAAUAUAGAUGCUGUACUUAAUAAGAGAAAAAUCAUUUUCUUGAUUAAUUUUGGUAAAUUACUUGGAAGUAGUCGUAACAAUAUAAUUUUAGGAUCUUGGGAUAGUUCAAUAUUUGUCACAUGUUUUAUCAUCUUAAUAACAUCAUUCCAUAAGGAAUUAACUGCUUCGCAUGACCACCAAACAUGUAACAUAGUACCUUUAGCUUUAUGACAUCUCCAGCACUGGUUUGACGUUAAGGGGAACAUAGAAUUUAAGCGUGUUGGUACUAAGUACCACCUAUAGAGAAUUUUCCGUGCUACCUCAAGAAGUGACCUUGUUUGGUUGUUUUUCCUUCCCUUUUUUUUUCUUUCUGUAUCCCUUAUUAUUUGAAAAAGAUAAAAUAAAAGAGUAAAUAAAAAAAAAUAUAUAUAAUUCUAGGGUGAUCCGGUAAAAAAGUAGCCAAAGUGGGAUCUUUCUUAUAAAGAUGCUAAUGUUUCGUGAUGGAAUUGCGAUUGACUACUGUAAUUGAAAAUUAUAGGACAAUUAAAACUGUCGUCCUGUAGCCUAUCUCUCUUAGUUGUAUUCAGGAGCAUGUGUCUCUCUAUAUUAUCAACUCUUAUCAUGGAUUGUCGUAGGAGCUCUGGUUCAUAUUCCUUUUCUAGAAAUUGAGUCUUAACCUUUUCCAGUUGUUUCUUGUAUAUUUCAGGGUCUGAACAGUUUUUCUUUAUGCAUUUGAACUGUCCAUAUGGUACGUUAGUCAACCAUGGUGGAUGGUGACAGCUGGACCUUAGAAUGAAGCUGUUAACGUCAACAACCUUAAAAAAGAUCUUACAUUGUAAGCUUUGUUCUUCCACAUAUAGAACUAGAUCUAAAAAGUCAACACUAGUUGCACUGAAUUUCGAAGUAAAAGCUAAAUUAAAUAAAUUGGUAUUCAUUUAUUCUAAAAAUAGGAUGAGUUCUUUCUCCUUCCCAAAUAAAAAAACAAUCAUCGAUGUACCACUUAUAGAGGACCAGGUUCGCAACCCAGGGGUGACCCUGCCAUAUAUAGAAAUCUUCCCAGUAGGCCAUGAAGAUAUUAGCCUAACUGGGUGCGAACCUGGUCCCCAUAGCACUACCUGUGAUUUGGAGGUAAACCUCAUCAUUGUGCCAAAAAUAAUUAUGGGAAAGAAUAAAAUGAAUACAUUCAACUAAAAACUCUAUUUGUUCCAUUUGUAGCUCCGAAGUCUUGUAUAAAGUGUGUCUGACUGCCCUUAAUCCUAAUUCAUGUUGUGUAACUGUAUAUAGUGAGGUUACGUCACAAGUGACCAGCCUAUAUGUAUUCUUCCAAGGUAUGCCCUCUAGUGUUCGAAGUAGUUCACUACUAUCCCUUAAAUUGUAUUUGGUCCCCUUAACUGAUGGCUGCAGUAGUGUAUCUAUAUACUGGGACAGAUUUGAAGUUAGAGACCCGAUCCCCGAAAUGAUUGGUCUCCCUGGUGGUUCAGUUGUGUGCUUAUGAACCUUUGGAAGAAAGUAAAAACAGCUUUCCUGGGAUAUGUAUUUAAAACAAAAUCGUAUUCCUUCUUUGUCAAAAUUCCCACCUGUCUCCCCUUAUCCAAAAGAGUAGUUAAAUCUCUCUGGAAGUCUGAAGUUGGAUCUCUAUUUAGUAACUCAUAAGUUUUCUUAUCUAAUAGAAUCCUUAGGCACUCUUUUUCGUAAUAUUCCAAGCUCAUCAAAACAAUAUCCCCUUAUCUGCGGGUUUAAUAAUAAUAUCCCCAUUGUCGCUCAGUUCCUUUAAUGCUUUUUUCUCUUGCAAUGUCAAAUUUUGAUGUCUAUUUGGGAUUCUAGUUGGAAUUUUCUCCAACUCUUCCAAUACUGCCAUGUUAAAGGCAUUCAUAUAUGCACUUAAUGGAUUUGGAGGACAUAAUUUGGAUUUAUGUUUAAGGGCUGUGUGGGUAAAAGGGCUGUGUGGGUAAAAAGGCUAUCCUGUUGAGUAAUUGGUUUAUCGAAAGGCUUGCUACUAAAAUAGCGUUUUAAAUUUAAUGUUCUCAUAAACUUCUGGACAUCUAGAAAGUUCUUAAAGGGAUCUGAUCUAAUAGCCGGAGCAAAUUUUAAUCCCUUAUUGAGGAGUUUAAUUUGGUCAGAUGUUAAUUUAAUAUUUGUUAAAUUAAAAAGUCCCAUGGGUUCUACCAUUUGGUUCUUUUUUCUUUUCUGGAUUCCUCUACCUCCCCUACAUUCUCUCUGUAUGGUCUUUUGUAUCGUUCCUUUGUUUUCACGCUUUGGAGUUGAUGACUCAUAAACAGAUAGCGAGGUCCUAAAAAAAUCUUUCCCCUCAGUCUGGUUAUUAUGGGCUUUAGAUUUAUUAUGUACAAUGUCUUCUGUGUGCCUCAAAGCCUCAAAUCUAUUGGGGACCUGGUUUAUAUUGGUAUGUUUUCUUGGUUCUGGUGUAUAGGGUUUGGGUUUGAAAUGGGGAGUAUUCUUCCGUCUUUUGUAAGUGACUAGCGUCCAACUAUUUUCUCUAGGUGUUCUAGGUGUCCUAAAUUGAACCCUUUCUUUGUAAUGGUGAUCCGUCUUAGAUCCUUCAUUUGUCUUAGUUAAUUUAUACUCUCUCUUAUCCCUAAUACCCCUGCGUAUAGCCUGGGUGGUAUGGAAGGAAUUCUUACGUGGUUGUUCCUUUCUAUGGUAAUUCCUCACUCUGUUCUCUUGAAAAUCCUGUUGAUCCCUUUCAAAUUUCCUUUUUUUAAUAUUAAUAGUCUCCUCAAAAGUUUUCAAGGUUAAAAGCCCACAGUGCAACAAUGUAUCUACAGAUGCUGUGAUUUAGCUGCAAGACUAAUCCUAACCCGGUAAAGGAUUAUCACCCAAGAUUUAUUGGACCCUAUAGCAAGACCUUUUAUGAUUAUUUGAGUACUACACUUAUGGUGGUCUGUUUUAUUGUAUUUUAUUUUAUUGCACUUGGAAGUAUUUCCAUAAAUCCGCAUUUAUAAGUGUUUUACUUCAGAAUGAGAGUGAUCACCUAAAUUAGAUUUUCAAGUAUAGCGCUGACACUUUAUUUUGUUUAUAUAUUAUGUGUAAAGUUUUUAAGGAUCUUUAUAUGUGUAUAGCUGCUGAGUUUACUCAGGUUCUUAUUUAUAUUUAGUUUUAUUUACUUUUAAGAUCUGCGCUCUCCUAUUUUGUCUAGAUCUACAAACUUUGUAAUAGUAUGGUUUACCAUAGACACUGUGUGUCACGUCAAGGGUGUAUAAUUUAUUAUUACACUAUGGAAUAUCAUCCUUUAAUGUAAUUUGUGUAGUAAAUGGCACAAAUUACAGAGAUGCUAUUGCUGAGGUCAACAGGGAUUACAUCUUUUGAAGCUGGGACCCCCACAGAGGUCAGAUGACAGAAGGGGAUAGGAAUAGGAUAGGAAUGUGAAAAGGAUUUUACUAUUUGGAUGUGAAGUAAUCAAGGCUCUGCAAGGUGUGAGGUUCUACACUUGGAAAAAGUCUGAAUGCCUCUUCAUCCAUUUGGUAUGUACCUUGUAAAGGAUAGUUAAAUCCUUUGAUAUGGUAAUGGGAUUAGUUUCAUGAAGAUCCUUGUGUUCCAGUAUCUUAUCCAAAUGAAACAUUAAUACUUACCCACAGGUUAAUAAUUAAGCCUAAUUUUUAUUAUAUUUGUAAUGGGACAAGCCCAAUCUCUUAAUUAAGCCUAAACAUGAGUUGCACAACUUAAACCGUGUGGCAGGAAUUGUGAUGUCCGUCCUAUUGGAUCGUGGGCGGGGCAUGCAACCUUUUUUAUGGAAUGGGAAAACAAUAACAAAUUCAUAGAGGCAAUUAUUAUUUCUGUGGCAAGUACAGUAGAGGAGAUAAAACCAAAAGUUUAUAUGUGGCUUGUUGUUUUCUGGAACAAAGGAGUUGGUCACUUAGUAUCUCUAUAGGUAUGCCUUUGCUCCACCCCUGGGUGAGGCGUGGUAAUUUACAGGGUAUAUCUCCUGUGAUCCUGAAAGGUGCUGGUGUACUUGCUUGGGGCCAAGAUCUAAUUUUGAGUGAGUCACCAUCAUCCUUCCUUGCCAGAGACCCCCUGGACAGAAGUUGUACUUUGAAAACCUAAUUAGGACUUCUGUAUUUUAUCCUUUUUGUUUUUAUCUGUUGUUGGUGUAAAUAAUUUGUUUAUCAUAUAUUGUUAUAUGCACUGUGAUUAUUUUUUUUUCUCAUAAUAAACAUUCAUUUAUUAAGUUCUGCCUUUGUCUGGUUAAGAAUCACGUUACCUGAAGAGACUAGUUAGUAUUUUUGUAAUUCCUUGAAUAUUGUAAGUAAUAUUUGGUGGGUUUUAUUGUUGAUUUUACCUGGGGGACCAAGGCACCCCAUUUAUAAAUUAUCUUGGUGGUGGCAGCGUUAAAAUAGUAAUAUUUAUAUUAUUAUGUUUAAGUGUGGGUGGUGUUAAAGGGGGAUUUUGUCAUUAUUUCCGGUCUAGUGCAGACAAAUAGUGAACUUUAACCCUUUCACAACCACAACUACGUCACGCACACUCUUGGAGUAGGGUGCGUUCGUGACACUGUGUAUCGAUAUAAUAGCUGGUACGAUCUACCAUGAGUACAUAUCUAUUGGGAAAAAUAUAAUAUAGUACAAUUAACAUAAGUUGGGGGUGGAGGUGGUAGAAAACUCACAAGAUAUAGAUGUAUUCAGGCAUAUCUCCCUUAAUAUUAGGGUAGUAGUGAAGUUGUGGAAGACCUCCAGUGAUGGAAUUCGGGAUAUGUGAUAGAUCUUCUUGGCCACUCAAAUCAAAGAAGAAGAUAGAUAGUGCAGAUUGUAUAAAAAGUAUAACAAUUUAUUGUAUAUAUUGCACUUACAAUGUUUCAGAGAAAAAAAAGCAUGUCUCCACACCAAGGUGGUAUCCACGUGUUCCAGUAGGUAAAGUCACAGCAACGAUUCCAAACAGCAACAACAGGGUAAGAUAAAUAAAAAGUUCAUAUGAACAAAAUAACUAAAUCCAACGCGUUUCCUCCUCUUCUGGACUUCCUCAGGUAUGUAUAGAUCACCAGGUUCCGCUUUUAUAUUAGCCAGGUAACGGGUGUUAUUGACGGCAGCUGCUGGCGUGUGUUCCACUGUGGAACAUACGGACCAAUCGAAAAAUAAUGUUGCCGAUAUGAAUGGCAACAUAGUGUUAACUAAUUCCAACAGAACCAAUUGCAAAGAAAGGCUCAUAUUUGGCUCAAGCAUAUAAUACAGCGAUCCAAUACAAUCACAUACAAUGGCAGUAUAUUAGGAGCUGGGCAUGUCAGCAGAAAAUGCUUGUUAUUUAUAGACUGAUAUACAUUUAUAUUUGUUCUAAAAAGCAUACAUGUCUGAGAUACAUUGAAAUCAACAAAAUGAUAUAGAAAUAUAUAUCAAAUUGCAUGUACAAAAAAUAAAUAAAAAAAAUGUAAAAUAAAAAAUAAAUAAAAUGUGAGAUAUAAAAAAUGGCUAAAUAUAUAUAUAUAUAUCGAAUGGUCCGUAUGUUCGUAAUACAGGAAGUGACAUCAUAUGCGAAAGUAAUGAAUGCGUUCCACUGCGGAAAGCACGCCAGCAGCUGCCGUCAAUAACACCCGUUACCUGGCUGAUAUAAAGCGGAACCUGGUCGGAUUGGAUCUAUACAUCCCUGACUAAGUCCAGAAGAGGAGGAAACACGUUGGAUUUAGUUAUUUUAUUUUACCCUGUUGUUGCUGUGAUUUUACCUGCUGGAACACGUGGUUACCACCUUGGUGUGUAGACAUGCUGUUUUUUUGCAAUAUAUAUAAUAACUUGUUAUACUUUUUAUACAAUCUGCACUAUCUAUCUUCUUUGAUUUGAGUGGCCAAGAAGAUCUUUCACAUAUCCAGAAUUCCAUCACUGGAGGUCUUCCACAACUUCACUACUACCCUAAUAUUAAGGGAGAUAUGCCUGAAUACAUCUAUAUCUUCUGAGUUUUCUACCAUCCCCCCCACCCGUACACACACUUAUGUUAAUUGUACUACACUAUUUUUAUAUUUUUCCCAAUAGAUAUGUACUCAUGGUAGAUCCUACCAGCUAUUAUAUCGAUACACGGUGUCUAUGGUAAACCAUACUAUUAUAAAGUUUGUACCAUUUAUUAUUAUCACUUUAUGAUGAAUUACACAACUCUUUCCUUUGUUUUUUUUUCCUUUGUAACUAUGGUAUAAGAGACUUGCUUAUUUCCUCUGUCUAACAUGCAAAGAGGUUUAAUGGGAUAUAUAACUAAUAUAUUGUGUCAAAUGAAUUCAGUUGUAUCCAAUAUAGAUCCAGUAACAUUUCAUGUUUUAUUUCAGGGUUAUGUGUGGCCACACUUGUCAUAUCUUUGGCAAUUCGUGUAUGCGCAACAUAUUUAAUGGUAUGCUGUGCUGGAUUUAAUUUAAAGGAAAAAAUAUUCAUCUCACUGGCUUGGAUUCCUAAAGCAACAGUACAGGUAAGCUUCAAAUUCAAAAUAAUGCAAUGCAUAAUUAGUUUUAUUUGGUAAUGCAAAAUGCAUAAAAUUGUUAUACUGACGGUAAAGUAUCUCUAGGUGGUUUAUUCUGUAAACAGUGAUUUUCCAAGUAAAAUGUAAUACAAACACAGAAAAUGUGCCUAUUUGGGCUUAAAGGAGCACUCAAAACAUCUAAAGCACUUUACAUUGUUGAAGAGCUUUAUGUGUAAAGAGUGUGUCCUCUUUUUUCCAUUUUAUCAAAAGGGGAGAUUUCAAUAGAAAUUGGCACUUUUAUACAUUAACCUUGUUGCACCCCCUGGCUGUCAGUGAAACAGCUAGUCCUGUUACUUCCUGGUUUGGUUAGCUCAGAGGAGCUAAAUUUAAGAAGCAGCAAUUGCCCAGAGCACCUACCUUGCAAAGAUUUCUCAUUGACCUGCAUUGGGAAGUCUGUGAUUGAACAGUCACAUAUAGUCUGGGCUGGGUGAGAAGGGUAUGGCUUGCCAAAGCAGCUGACAUGAGAACUGCAGGGUUUGCAAGCUUUUUUUAAUAUACCCUCAAUGAAAAGAAUGCAUAAUUAAAUGCUUGCAUGCUUUACUGUCCCCUAGACAGUGAUUGUUUUAUGUUAUUUUUGUUUUGCAUUUGGGCAGUGGCGUGUGUUGAAAUUGUUUAUUUUAUGGCUCAGCUUGCAGUAGAAGCCUACAGUGUGUUUACUUUGCCCACUAAUUGUAUUGUCUGGAUGUCUUUAAUUUUUGAGAAUAUUCUCACUGUCAUUAUGUAUGAGGACAUAAUGAAAUUAGCAAUAUUAGAGUUGUAUUUUCAUUAUAAAGGUGGAUUGAAUGUAGACUUACAUACCACUAACACAUGAUUUGUCUAUGAUUGACCUGCUAGCUUCAGAAGCUAAAGGCAGAUGUAGUUUUAAAAUAUCUGGAGAACAUCAGUGGCACAGCUGGGGUGGGCUGAUUCAGGCUAGAACCCCAAGUUGGCCUCCGAAAAGCACUGCAUCUCCAAAGUGCCAUAUAUAUGUAUCAGCCAUGAGUCCCAAGAUCCUGAGGCGACUCAGAGACUCUAGGCUAUGCACAGGCUAGAACCCUAAGUUGGCCUCCUCUCUUUUCAGGCCACGUUUAAUUCAUUCUGUGAGUUUGCGGUAGUUCAGAGUGUUACUAUGAGUCCGUAGCUCACAAGAGCCAUUACAUGAUGCUUGCAGAGACCAGAAACUCUCCACACCGAACCACCAGGAAUCUGAAUUAUGUCCCUCUUCCUGCCGGAGGGAGGGUAGAAUAAACUUGAAACCAGAGUACUUGAAAACCAGAGUAAUCUGAAUGUACCUUUCCUGGUUAAUUACAAUUAUUAUUAUUAUUAGUAUUAUUAUUAUAUAAAAAUAAAUAAAUGUUUUAAACAACACAUUCCUUACACACACUGCAUACCCAAUCUCAUAAUACACAAUACUUUUCUUACACACACACACACACACACACACACACACACACACACACACACACACACUCUACCUGCCCUAAACACUAGGCAUCACCAGCAAAAAUACAUAAUAAUAAAGUCUAUUGUAAUAAAUGCAUUGCAACUGCUGUUUUCUGUAAUUCCUGUUGUAUCACAUAGGCUGCAAUAGGGUCAGUAGCCCUCGACACAGCAAGGACAAAUGGAAAACUAGAGUAUGAAGAAUUUGGUAUGGAUGUCCUCACGGCAGCGUUUUUGUCGAUACUGAUUACCGCACCAAUAGGAGCAGUCAUCAUUGGCCUGACAGGACCCAAAAUGCUACAAAAAGCAACUGAUGAAGAUAAAGAACAAAGAACCACGAUAGGAGAAUCUAUUAUUGUCUGAAAAGCAGCAGUUCCUCCAUGCAGGUUGUGGAGGGUCAGGAGAAGUGACUCCUUGACUAUUUUUCUAUAUAGGCAUUACACUGGUUUGGAAUGCCAUAGAUAUAAAUUCAAAUAGCUGGUAUUUUAGCAUAAAGCCACAUUUGUUUAAUUUUGAAACAGCUUUAUUGUAUUUAUGGAACAUGACUGGGAGGACAUAAAAUAAAAAGGGUUACAAAGCUAAAAACUAAAUAUAGCACUUGGAAAUUGUUUGCUGGUUUGUACACACAAAGGAAAUACCACGUUCAACAAUAUUUUUCAAAAUGGAUCUAAUGUGUAUUAAUGUAAACACACUGAUAAAAAAAAAUUAUUUAUAUAUUAAAAUUAUAUAGACUAUAUACAUAUACUGUAUAUUCAGAGUUUAAGGUUGUUUACGCAUUACAAAUAUUGUUCAUCAAAGAUUUACACUAUUACAUGGUACAAUCUGCGUUGUAAGUACAGCCGGUUUAGGUAAACAAAACCAAAAAUAAAAUUCUCUACAAGUUGAAAACCUAAAUAGUUUAUUACUGAGAACAUACACCAGUUCCUCCAUGCAGGUUGUGGAGGGUCGGGAGAAAUUCAAAUAGAAAUUCAAAUAGCUGGUAUUUUAGCAUAAAGCCACAUUUGUUUAAUUUUGAAACGGUUUUAUUGUUUAUUACUCAGAACAUACACCAACGUUCCUACAGUAGAGUUGAAGCUGUUUUAUUAACACCAAUUAUAAAUGUAUUGAUGGUUUAAUGAGAGUGGAUGAAAUAAAUUGUAUAAGUUGUUAAAGAGACUUUUUAGCCUAGAGUUUGAUGCGGUUUUUAAAAUACAUUAAAUUUUUUUUUUUAAAUGAUGCUCUCCCAUACAAAGUACAGUGCCUUGCAAAAGUAUUUUACCCCCUUGACUUUACCUGUUUUGUUACAUUACAGCUCUACGUUAAAUGUUUUAAUAAUCUGAAUUUUAUGUGAUUGAUCAGAACACAAUAGUCUAAGUUGGUGAAGUGAAAUGAGAACAAUAUAUACAUAAAACUAUUUUUUAGAAAUAGAAAACAAAAUUGGCAUGUGCGUAUGUAUUCACCCCUUUUGUUAUGAAGCCCAUAAAAGCUCUGGUGCAACCAAUUUCCUUCAGAAGUCACAUAAUUAGUGAAAUGAUGUCCACCUGUGUGCAGUCUAAGUGUCACAUGAUCUGUCAUUACAUAUACAUACCUUUUUUGAAAGACAUAAGCAAGAGGCACCACUAACCCAAACACUGCCAUGAAGACCAAGGAAUUCUCCAAAAAAGUAAGGGACAAUGUUGUUGAGAAGUACAAGUCAGGGUUAGGUUAUAAAAAAAAUAUCCAAAUCUUUGAUGAUCCCCAGGAGCACGAUCAAAUCUAUCAUAACCAAAUGGAAAGAAAAUGGCACAGCAGCAAACCUGCCAAGAGACGGCCGCCACCAAAACUCACGGACUGGGCAAGGAGGGCAUUAGUCAGAGGGGCAGCACAGAAACCUUAAGGUAACCCUGGAGGAGCUGCAGAGUUCCACAGCAGAGACUGUACGGCUUUACGGCAGAGUGGCCAGAAGAAAGCCAUUACUUUCAGCAAAAAACAAAAUGGCACAUUUUGAAUUUGUGAAAAGGCAUGUGGGAGACUCCCAAAAUGUAUGGAGGAAGGUGCUUUGGUCUGAUGAGACUAAAAUUGAACUUUUCGGCCAUCAAAGAAAAAGCUAUGUCUGGCACAAACCCAACACAUCACAUCACAUCACAUCACACCACACAUAUAACACCAUCCCCACAGUGAAACAUGGUGGUGGCAGCAUCAUGCUGUGGGGAUGUUUUUAAGCAACCGGGACUGAGAAACUGGUCAGAGUUGAGGCAAAGAUGGAUGGUGCUAAAUACAGGGAUUUUCUUGAGCAAAACCUGUACCACUUUAUGUGAUUUGAGGCCAGGACGGAGGUUCACCUGCCAGCAGGACAAUGACCCCAAAAACACUGCUAAAGCAACACUUGAGUGGUUUAAGGGGAAACAUGUAAAUGUGUUGGAAUGGCCUAGUCAAAGCCCAGACCUCAAUCCAAUAGAAAAUCUGUGGUCAGACUUAAAGAUUGCUGUUCACAAGUGCAAACCAUCCAACUUGAAAGAGCUGGAGCAGUUUUGCAAGGAGAAAUGGGCAAAAAUCCCAGUGGUAAGAUGUGGCAAGCUCAUAGAGACUUAUCCAAAGCUACUUGGAGCUGUGAUUGCCGCAAAAGGUGGCUCUACAAAGUAUUGACUUUAGGGGGGUGAAUAGUUAUGCACAUUGACUUUUUCUGUUAUUUUGUCCUAUUUGUUGUUUGCUUCACAAUUAAAAAAAGUUGUGGGCAUGUUCUGUAAAUUAAAUGAUGCAAAUCCUCAAACAAUCCAUGUUAAUUCCAGGUUGUGAGGCAACAAAACACGAAAAAUGCCAAGGGGAGUGAAUACUUUUGCAAGGCACUGUAAUGAGAAAGCACAGAGCAUUGGCAACCAAAAUAGCUCAAGAUUUCUCACAAGGUAAAUCGUAAUGCAUUCUCAUAGAAAGCAUCUGGUGAAGUGCAGUCAUUUUAAAUGCUAAUACAAUACAAUUGCCUUUAGCAGUCCAUUUUCUGUUGGAAAUAGAACCUAAAGCUACAGAAUUUAUUUUUCUUAAUGAAUUGGACAACUCCCGGCACAUCUUAGCAAGGUAAAGAGUUACAAGUUUAUUGACUAAAGUAAGAAUUCAAAGUGAAUUUCAAAUGUAAUGUCAAAAUAGCCCAACCUUAAACAAUCUCUAAUUUAGCUAUGCUUUCAGUUUGGCUAUUUUGGCCUUAAAUUAGAUACACAAGUUCUCGCUUUAAUGAAAAUCCCUGUUAAUGUGCAUAUGUGUUUAUCAAUGUGCCAGGAGUGUCACUUUAAUAAUGAACUCAUUUAAGAAACACUCUACCCAGAUUUUUCUUUUCCAGAUUGUGACUGUACUGUAAAUAUGAAUUUGUGGUCUUCAUUUUAAAUAAACCAGCGAUGAUCAAAACGUGUGUACAAUUUGUUUUACUUAAAACUAUUUUAUAGGCUUUACAGCAGCAUUUUAUAUAUUGUACCUAUAUUCCACUGUGUACAUGUUGAGGUGCAGACUUCAAUGUUGUAUUGAAGUAGGAACUUUAGGUGUGAGCACCAAUGUCUGCCAUAGGUGUUUAAUUACUAAACUCUAAUGAAACCCUGAACAUCAUCCAUAUAGUGGAUUCAUAUGAAAAG